CUGGUUUGUUAUGUGGCAAUUCUUCUGAUGGUGUUUUCUCAGUGGGAAGGGCCUCCUAUACUUCCUUGUUUGUGUUUGUCUGUUACAGGUCUGACUGGCUGAGUUUCUCUCUCCCUGCCGUGUCUGUCUCAGGUGGUGUCUACUGCUAUUACAGGAAUUUGUAGAACAGACUGCUGGUAAGAAGGAGCUCUCAUGGGAGAGAACAAGUCAUGACAUUCCGUGCAAACAGGGUAAGCUGGAGUACAGACGUGUUCCAUCAAAAUGAAGAUGGAGAAGAGGAGGACCAGACUACAGACAAUGAAUUGGAGUUAUUGGAGUAAGUAUUUGAUCCCAGUCCUUAUGUAUACUGCACUGUAAAACACAGGUGACAUCGGUGUCUGGCAAUGCUGUAUAACUUAUCAUGGAACAUUGAUUAUUAUGUUUGCAAGAGUUUUAUGUAACAAUACUGCACCCAGUUAAUGUAUACUUUGAAUGAUAUAUAACUGUGGUAUUAUGUGUAUUGCACGUUGUACAGUAUUUUUUUACAGUAUGAAUGGGUGGUGCUCAAAUGGUCAAUCUUACAACGUCCACCAAAGGGGUAGUGAUAAAAUAAACCGGAUCUCAUUGACUGUUUAGGGAGUUUGUGUAUGUCUUAGUAGCAUGUAAUGGAGAAGUGGGUUUGUUUAAGAGGUCAGUUGAAACUGAAAGUGACCAAAUCCAUGUGUAGCAGGUUUAUAGCAGCUAAACUCUCUUAGUUUGAUUGGGUCGGAAAGAGAUGCCUGUAAUAAGAGACUUAAUUUAGAGAGUUCUGUCAGGUUCCUCUUGCAAUAACUAUAACAGAUCAUCCAUUGGGGGUUGAAAAGAUAAAGCCAUCAUAGACUCCAAAGUAUCCUAAUUGCAGAGUUCUAAGAGACCCACCAUAAAAUAGUAGUAAUAGACAGUUUAGUGUUAUAAUGAAGCAGAUUUUAUGUUGAGCAUCAAGAUUUUAAGAUGAUAGGUUUGAUCGUAUAUUAAAGUGUAUUUGAAAAUAUUGUGUGCAACGUUAACUAAGACAUUUUGUUUACGACAAAAAUUCACCAGAAUAAUGUCUCAGACUUUGUAAUAUGUAGCGUCAUUGAAUAUGAUUAAGUAGCAUGAUUUAUGGUGUUAAUUCUUUUGCAGCACACUGAGAGCAUUGAGAAUGACGUGAGUAAAUGGAGGGGCUGCACCCCAUGUAUGGUUUUAUGGUGUUUUGUAAAGUUACAAGGUUAACCCCUUAAGGAAGGAGACAAAUGUACACGUUGUGAACGAAACAAAAUGUAAACAAAACCUGGCAUUUGCGCUACAUGUCUGUCCAACCGUAAUUCACCUCUUUCAUAUUAAAUGCACCCACCCUUAUUAUAUAUCAUUUUAUUCAGGGGAAACAGGGCUUUCAUUUAAUAUCAAAUAUUUAGCUAUGAAACAUAAUUUAAUAUGAAAAAAUGGGAGAAAAUACGAUUUUUUUUAGUUCUACAUGACAUUUUAACUGUCAAUGUCAUAAUACUGUUUGCUUUUACUGCAAUAAAAUACACAUAUUUGUAUUCAGCAAAGUCUCACGUGUAAAACAGUACCCCCUAUGUACAGGUUUUAUGGCGUUUUGGGAAGUUACAGGGUCAAAUAUAGCACGUUACAUUUGAAAUUGAAAUUCGCCAGAUUGGUUACGUUGCCUUUGAGACUGUAUAGUAGCCCAGGAAUGAAAUUUACACCCACAAUGGCAUACCAUUUGCAAUAGUAGACAACCCAAGGUAUUGCAAAUGGGGUAUGUCCAGUCUUUUUUAGUAGCCAUUUGGUCACAAACACUGGCCAAAGUUAGCGUUAGUAUUUGUUUGUGUGUGAAAAUGCAAAAAAUGCCAAUUUUGGCCAGUGUUUGUGACUAAGUGGCUACUAAAAAAGACUGGACAUACCCUGUUUGCAAUACCUUGGGUUGUCUACUAUUGCAAAUGGUAUGCCAUCAUAGGGGUAAUUUUCAUUCUUGGGCUACCAUAGGGUCUCAAAGGCAACGUAACCAAUCUGGCGAAUUUUAAUGUGAAAAAAAAUGAAACAUAAGCCUUAUAUUUGACGCUGUAACUUUUGAAAACACCAUAAAACCUGUACAUGAGGGGUACUGUUGUACUCGGGAGACUUCGCUGAACACAAAUAUUUGUGUUUCAAAACAGUAAAAAGUAUCGCAGCAAUAAUAUCGUCCGUGUAAGUGCUGUUUGUGCGUGAAAAAUGCAAAAAACUUCACUUUUACUGGCGAUAUCAUUGUUGUAAUACAUUUUACUGUUUUGAAACACUAAUAUUUGUGUUCAGCGAAGUCUCCCGAGUAGAACAGUACCCCACAUGUACAGGUUUUAUGGUGUCUUGGAAAGUUAUAGGGUUAACUAUAGUGCUAGCAAAUUAAAUUCCCUUUACUCUCGGCAUGGGUUGUCAGGCAGGUCCCGCUAAUUGUAAUUAAUUAAGAUACCUAAUUAUGUAAAAAUAUUACAUAAAUAUAUAUGUAGAAUUAAUAUAUGUAUAUAUAUAUACGUAUGUGAAUCUAUAUGUGUAUAUAUAUAUAUAUACAUUUUUUUAAAAUAUUUUUAUUUAUAUAUAGGUAUAUAUAUAGUGAUAUAUACGUAUAUAUUUAUGUAUGUAGAUAUAUAUAUUAUUUCGUUCUACGUGUAUUUUGAUAUAAAUAUAUAUAUUAAUAUCACAAUACAGUUAGAAUGAAAUAACACACAUCUAUAUAUUUUUUUAUUAUUUUUUUUAUUAUUUUUUAAAAAUUUUUAACGUAUUUACAUAUUAAAUUUUUUUAUAUUAUAUAUAAAUAUAUAUAUAUAUAUAUAACAAUAAUUAUAUAUAUAUUUAAUCAGUAUCAGACCCCACUCUCACAUGGCAAGGGGGCUUCCAGGGAGUCGGACAUGCCGCGGGGGGCUCCCUGGGAGUGGGAUCGCCGGCGACCGGGUAAGUAUCGAAAGACCGGAGGGCGUACUAUUACGCCCGGCGGCGUUUAGAGCCGCCUAUAAUAGGGCGUAAUAGUACGCCCUCCAGUCUUAAGGGGUUAAAUAAGAAAUUUUGCAGAUUGUUUUUUUGGGCACAUUUUGCCUUUGAGACCGUAUGGAAGCCCAAGAACGAAAAUUUCCCCUAUAAUGGCCUAACAUAAAUGCUAGUAAAAGUAUAUAAGCCAGGGUAUUCAAAAUAGGGUAUGUCCAGUCUUUUUUAGUAGUUACGUAGUCACAAAUCCUGGCCAAAGUCAGUGUUCAUAUUGUUUCUUUCCAUUUUUACACAAAAACUGCACUUUAACUGAUGAUAACAUCUUCAUUAUACUUCUUACUGCUAUAAAACACUCAUAUUUGUGUUCAGCGAUGUCUCACAAGUACAACCCCCCAUGUACAAGUUUUAUGGGGUUUUGGAAAGUUACAGGGUAAAAUGCAGGGCUUGCAAAUUAAAUUAUCUGGACUUUCUGACUGGGUUAUCAGAUAGGUCCCCGAAUAUAUGACUAAUAAAAUAAUAUAAUUAUAUAUAAAUACACUUAGAAUGAAAUGAUCUAUCUAUAAAGCAAUAAAACUUAAAUGUAAGUGUCUAAUAUGUUAUUUAUAUACAAUUAUAUUAUUUUAUUAAUUAUAUAUUGAGGGACCUGCCUGACAACCACGGCCGUCCCCCUGCAACCAAACCUGUGAAUCAGGCUUAUCCGAGUUAUGUUAUUGCGGUGCCACCGUAAUCAUAUUACUCGGAUCAGCUGUAUUUGACUGCAUGGGGACUGCAUGGGUUUUCAGGCAGGUCCUCGAUCGCAAUCAGUGCAGCAGGUAAAUAUUUGAGCUAGAGGGAGGGUCAAGUCGUUAGGGAGUACUAUGCCACCUGAACGGAGUUCAAGUCCUCCUUUUGUAGGACGGCAUAGCACACCCUAAUGUACGGAAAGAAUGCUCUUCAUAGCAUUGGGAAAGUUAAAUUUUGAAACAAAUGGCACUUAACAUGUUGGGGAUUUAUUAAGGCAACAUUAUGGGUAUUACUUUUUGAUGCAUACAUUUUUAAAUAUCGACAUAGGAUACCUUAAGACUGGGGCCGGCACCCUACUACCCGCGGGCCACACCCAUCUUGUCCCAUGCAGUACGCCAGUUCAUCAGCUAAUUACUGCAAAUUAUGGCCUGACAAAUCUCAACACUGACUGCCCCUGCUGCACUAAAUAGGAAAAUGUCCCCUAGAGUACACAUCACUCCCAGCAGCUUGGGCUGUAGUGAUGGGUGACAUCACUGCAAAGUAAACUACGAGGGAGCUGUGUGAAGAACUAAUGCAAGCAGCUCCUCGUGGCUCCCUUGUGCCACUAACCAACAGGAAUGAGGCACUUCCAGGAAGUAAGAAGUCGCUCCUACCUCAUGAUGGUCAUAGGGAGUCCCCUUACUUAACUUCAAUGUUUGAAUGAUUUUUUUUAUAUGAGUGUGUGUCUGUGUGCCUAUUUGUCUGUAUGAGUGUCUGUAUGUCUCUGUGGGAGUGUGUGUAUGUUUGCGCAUAUGCGUGAGUGUAUCUGUGUGUUAUUUUACUAUAUGUCUUUAUGAGUGUGUGUCUGUGUUACUACCUGUCUGUAUGCAUGUUUGUUUGGAUUACUAUGGUCUGUGUGUGUGUCUGUAUGUCUGUGUAUGUGUAUUUCUAUGAAUGUGUGUAUAUGUAUCUGCAUGACUGUGUGUAUCUAUGACUCAUAAAUUAUAAUUAGCAUGCAAAAGAGUGAGGAAAAAAAAUCAAACUUUUUUUAAUUACAAACACACAUCCCCCACACACUAUCACACUCAGCGAAACAGAACCAGCCAACCCCCACUCAUCGCUUUUAGCAACCACUGCACAAUAUGCAGUUUGUGUGUGAAAAAUUCAAAAAACUUCACUUUCACUGACAGUAUCAUCGCUGUGAUAUGUUUCACUGAUUUGAAACACUAAUAUUUGUGUUUAGCGAAGUCUCCCGAGUAUAACAGUACACCCCAUGUAAAGGUUUUAUAGUGUUUUUGAAAGUUACAAGUUCAAAUAUAAGGCUUGAUUUUCCAUUUUUUCACAUUGACAUUUGCCAGAUUGGUUAUGUAUAUGUAUAUUUCGUAUUAUUUGUAGUUAUUUAUAUAUACAUAGAUAUAUCAUUUCAUUCUAAGUGUAUCUCGAUAUAUAUAUAUAUAUAUAUAUAUAUAUAAAAAAACAAAAAUAGUAAUGCACUCCACCUUCCUUGAUGUACUUGCCCGGUGCUUAUCAGCAAACAGAUACAGCCAAAAGUACAAGAUAGCACUCCAGGGACUUCCAAGUUGAAUGAAUAAAACUUAGCUUUUAUUAGCUCAAAAUAAAAAUCAACGUUUCAGUCUGUAUCACAGACUUUCAUCAGGAUGAGCUCGCAAAUCAAAUCCAUAAGAAUAUAUACCCUCAAUAUUCCCUUAACUUACCCAGGUUGAGGAUAGGAGUGAUCCCAGGGGCACCUGACCAGCAGCCUGCUCAGGUCAAACAAUUGACACUGAUGAUGUCAUAGACGUGCGCCUCCCGGGGACGUUCACAUAGCAACCCAGUAUAACCAACAAAAUAAUACAUAAACAUAUAACUAAAAACAUAGCCUGCAUACAGGAGUAAAAUAUAAAUGUUAAAGAAAGACCUAUACACCCCAUCAGGGGCCAUUUAGAUACAGAGAAAAUCCAUAGAGAACACGUUAGAGAUAGACAGCAGGCAGAACUAAUCGAAAAGCGAUCAAACUGCAAUUAGCCUGUAGCAACCUAUUAACAAGAUAUAAAUAUACAAACUGUACUACCUAAGGAAUAGAUAAUGCAUAAAGAAGACAUGUAACUUAUACUACAAAUACAAAAAUAAAAUGCAGGCAUGAGCAAUCAAACCUGCAGAGAUUCCAAUCUAACUACAGGGAGCAAAGUACCAACAAACAGCAAUUGAAAGCAUAAUUGUACCAAGAGUAAUGUAUCACUCCGAAUCCUUAGAUAUCAUUAUACAGGUAAAAAGAGUAGUAAAGGAUAAAUGUCAGAACUUCUUAGUCAAAAAUGGGAGAAAACAUGAAAAGACGAUACCAGAUAAAUGUGAUUAAAUAUCCACCAACUAAACCUAUGGGGAAAAGAACGUAUUGUGCAUAUAUAUAUAUAUAGUUAUUAUAUAUAUUAUAUAUGUGUGUGUGUGUAAUUUUACUCUAAUUGUAUUUUUAUAUUAAUAUAUGUAUAUAUUAAUAAAAAAUACACUUAGUAUGACAUUGUAUGUAUAUAUUUUAAUUUAGUAACAUUUUUUAUUUUAUUUCAGUACAGGCAGUCCCCCUGCAGGCAGCACUAUGGACGCCUAUUGCAGCCAUGUGACCGCUCUUUCAGAGCAGUCAAAUGGCCCGCUGGUUCCUAAUUUGCCUAGGGGGGACUGUCUGGGCUGUCAGACAGUCCCCCAGACGGAGAGGAACAUCGAUCGCCGGCAGGGGAAAGACAGUGAUCGGGUAAGUAAAUAGGAAUGAAUUCCGCGGACAUACUAGGUACAUCCGAGGUCCUUAAGGACCGUUUUUUGUCGGACGUGCCUAGUAUGUCCGAGGUCGGGAAGGGGUUAAUUUCAUUUACUUUGCAAAAUUAAUCUUUUGUCCAUAAACCCCCAGGCACUUUCAUAUGUAUAAGCAAAAAAAGGGGGAUGAUCUGCUGAACCAAUCAUAAAUAAAACAACAUAGCGUAUAACUGUGUAUGAUGACAAAUUGUAGCAGUUAUAUUCACAAAUGGCCACUCACACUUUUGCUGAAGUUUGCAAGCCUUGAAUAUUUUCCUUUUCAAAAUAGGAAUUCCAAAUCCUCUGUCUGGGUUAAAAUCUCCAUAGAUAUAUUGGCAUGUAUGUGCUCAGGAAAGAAAUGUAUAUAAAAGAAUAUAAGAUGCACAUUCAGAGUGAAGUACAAAAAAGUAUUUAAUAACUUACAUCAAGAUAUAAAAUCAUCAGUGUAGUCCCUCUAUGUCACCACCAGGAAAGUUCCUUUCUGUUGAUAUAAAUUAAGCACUUAUUACACUGUGGUGGGUGUUCACACACAUUGUUUCUUUCUGUACUUUCAUAUGUAUACCUGGAACGAUUACCAGCCUGUAGAGGAAGACAUUUCUCUUCCGGGAGCCACUGGGUGCACUGUAGUGCUUAGAUUAUCCAUUGUAGCAAAUUAUGCUAUAAUCCAGCUCAGACAAGGCAAAACCAAGGCAAACAUUGCAAAUGAAGACAAGAAAUUGAAACGUAAUUUUGCCUUCUCUCUCUGUGCUUUCUCUAUUCUGACUGCCAGGUGCAAAGAACAGUUUACAAAUAUAAAUUUUUAGAUAUAGGAAUAAAUAAAUAGAAUAAUAAAAUCCUUGGACGUGACAGUUUCCCUUUAUAGGAAUACUCCAUUGGCAAAAUUUAGAUUAAUAAAGAAAAUGCACAGAUUUAUUUACAAAAGUGAUUCAAAGUGGAUUUUAAAAUUUAGGCUAAAAUUGCAAAAUUCUCCUAGUCAGUUGUCAGUUUGUAUUUUUGAGCCUUACAUUUUAGGUUAAUUUUGAAUUCCUGGUACAUUCUCAAAUUAGUGAAUUGUUACAUAGUUAUUAUAUAGGCUGAAAAAAAGACUUGAAUCAUAGAAACACAGAAUGUGACGGCAGAUAAGAACCAUUCGGCCCAUCUAGUUUGCCCAAUUUUCUAAAUACUUUCAUUAGUCCCUGGCCUUAUCUUAUAGCUAGGAUAGCCUUAAGCCUAUCCCACGCAUGCUUAAACUCCUUUACUGUGUUGGAUCAAAGGCAAAAAAAAAAUGUGAGGAUGGCUGAACUUGAUGGGCGCAAGUCUCUUUUCAGCUAUGUAACUAAGUAACUUUGGAACUAUGUAACCUCUACCACUUCAGCUGGAAGGCUAUUCCAUGCAUCCACUACCCUCUCAGUAAAGUAAUACUUCCUGAUAUUAUUUUUAAACCUUUGUCCCUCUAAUUUAAGACUAUGUCCUCUUGUAGUUGUUCUUCUUUUAAAUAUAGUCUCCUCCUUUACUGUGUUGAUUCCAUUUAUGUAUUUAAAUGUUUCUAUCAAAUCCCCCCUUUCUCGUCUUUACUCCAAGCUAUACAUGUUAACACCCUUUAACUUUUCCUUGUAAAUUUUAUUUUGUAAUCCAUGAACCAGUUUAGUAGCCCUUCUUCGAACUCUCCCCAAAGUAUCAAUAUCCUUCUGGAAAUAUGGUCUCCAGUACUGCGUACAAUACUCCUUGUACAAUACUGUGUAAAUCGUAUUGAAUCUUGACUCAGAAUAUGUUUACUCUUUGAAGAUUACUAGUAUUUACUGAGGAUAAAUAUUAGCAAGCAAAAGAAAAAAAUACAGUAGGCUGAAAAUGGAAAUAUAAUUUAACAAGUUCAUAGCAAAACAUACAAAUAACGUGAUAUGGAAAUAAUGUUUGGUCCCUAGGGUUCCUUUAGGGGCCCACCUGGACUUUUUGAAGUUUUGCUUUUAUGCAACUCUUGUCAACUGAAAGAAACAAAAAAAACACACUUCCUCAAAUUAAAACCAAAGUCUCUCUCACCUUCUCUAAGCAGAGGUAAAGCAUGCUCUACUAAACUAACUGACAAUGUUCUUUCACCUUUUUUAGGUUCCUUUAAAAAAAAACUGUUAUGAUAUUCAUACUUGGCAAUAUGUUGGUACUGCCUCUUUUUUAGUGGACAGAUUAUUUUUCAGGGAUGAUCAAUGCUCUGUCACCAGUGGCGUCUUGCAACCUCGCAGUCCACAGGAGGAGGGAUCCUUUCCAUUUACUCCUUGCUCAAUUUGCAAGAUUGUGUCAACAUUAGUAGUGAGGAAAGGAGCACCAGACUAGAAGUGCUAUGCCAUACCUCUCAACAUUGGUUUCGGAGCAGUUCAGAGAAGGGAAAUACAGGAUGGCCGUAACUUGUAACGUAUAUUUCAGGAUAAACCACUGAAUUCCAAACAUGGCAGCAUUUACCUUUAGGUACGCACCAACCAUCACAGUAGGAAGCACAGGAGAAGGAACUUUGAAGUCUGUUUUAGCAGGCCAAGAUUUUAUGCUCACUAGACCAAUAUUUGUGUGGAACCAGCCUGGUUUUAACCGCUUAACCCAAACAGCACAUUUGCAAAAGUUGCAUCCCUGGAUGUAUUCUUUUAGUCAUCAGGAGUUUGACCUAGCUCUCUUCCUGAGGAGAUGACAAAGGUCCACUGGAUUCAUGAGGCCAAGCCAGGACUAAGCCUCUUUCUCUGAAAACCCAGUAAACAGUGAUUACCUGGGUGUGCCUCUUUUAUGUAUACCAAUAUGUCUAAUAUCUUCUUUACCCCAGUGGUAAUGACAAAUGGCAUAUGGAGUGUGUAAGGUAGCUUAUAUUUUAAGCAGUGUAGGCUGUCAAAAGUUCAGAUCCCCACUUGCUGUUGAAAUACAGACCUGCAGCAGUUCAUAAGUCUUCAUGGCUGUUUAAUUAAUUUUUUUUCUAUCUCAGAUAAGUACACCAGUAGUUCAGAUUACUGACUAGUGUACUUCUCCAAGUUACUUACAUUUGGGCUUCCUUCUAACAAAUAGGUUACAUCUAGGAGGUUUUUGGUGAGCAUUUAAGAAAGUUGAUACACCCAAUAUUUGCAUUAAAUGAAAGAGUGCUACUAAUGAAUAUGCUACCUGUAUCAAGUUUGCCUGAACACCACAGCCUUGUAGACAGAGAAGAGGCAAAAAGUACACACUUGAUUAGCAUGUGUGCAAAUGCCUUAGUCUAGGUCCACACAGACACUUGUUCCUAUCAAGGCAUGUUGCAUUGAUUACUACUACCAGUGUCUUCUUGCACAUAGACUUCUCUAACCCAACCCUAACCCUACUCCUAACCUAACCCUAACCCUACCCGUAACCCUAUCCUAACCCUAUUCCUAACCCAACCCUACCCCUACUCCUUACCCAACUCAAACCCAAACCUUACCCCUAACCCUACUCCUAAUCCUACCCCUACUCUUAGCCCAACGCUAACCCUAACCCUAACCCUACUCCUAAUCAAACACUACUCCUAACCCUACUCCUAACCUAACCCUACCUUUAACACUACUCCUAACCCUACCCCUAACCCUACGCCAACCCCCAUUCCUAACCCUACCUGUUUUGCCACUUUUCAGAAGUCCAAAGCACUACGGCACUCCCGAAAUUUGGCACUUCGGCAAUUCAGUUCGGUUCGGCACUUCGACACUUUGGAAAUUCGGCAAUUUGGCACUUCGGUUCAGUUCGGCAUUCUGAAAUUCAGUACUUCGCCCAUUCGGAUAUUUCGGAAGCAUCCAAAUGUCCGAAAUUCUGCAAAAUUUAAAUUCGGACCGAACCAAAUUGCACAUGUCUAUUAUAUUUGCAGAUAAAGAAGAUUGUAAAGGGAUCUUUAAAUUGCCAUAUGUUUUGCCGUAAGUCCUUCAUCAAUAUCUCAAGAUAAAGUCAAUUUAAGUAUAAGAAAGUUUUGUUCUUAAAAAUGCAAUUUAAUAUCUUCAGCAGUUAUGCUGAUCUGUGUACCUGUUGCCACAUAUGUACUCUGUACAAUUGGUGCCCUGCCUAUUGCACUUUAGCUACUUAUAUUGAUCAACAGCAUAUAAUCAUUUUGAUUCUAUAGUUGUGUCAUUUACAGUAUUAUCAUCUUUUGAUUAUGUCCUGAUGUCUUACUGUUGUUGGUUUACAUUUCCUACUUUCUUUCACUACUAUCUGAAUGAUGUACAGGUCCUACUUGCAUUUGCCUCCAUUUAUGAUAAAUGGAAUUUAUAGCAUUUUCAUUGUUUACGUGUUUGAUGCAAAUGCCGACUUUCCUUGAGCAGGUUUAUUUAGCGGACACCAUAUUGCUUUGAAUAGUAAAUUCUAGGCUGUGAAAUUAACAUUAGCAUUUGUUUGCAUAUCUUCUUAUGUGUUAGUUGGAAAAUACAUUUGCACCCUUAAAACAUUCUAACAGUUCUAUGCUGAUAACGCACCUAAAGAAACUGUGCUAUUCUGUAGAACAAAUAUAGACAAGAUUAAGGUUUAACUUAUUUGCCACCGAUUGCCAGCCAGUACUAUGUGAGAACAUAAAAUAUGUGUUUCUUGGAACUGGUAUUAGUAAUAUCAACUUAUGCUUCCCUCAUUGCAUGACUAGAUCUGCCAAGCUCCGGCUCCCUGCUGUGAAGGACAUAAUAAACCCAAUCACACCUUCUCUGACCAUGCUUUCUAUUGGCUCCCAGCCCUUUAACAGUAACUGAUCACAGUUUCCUCACUCAUAACCAUUCUGAAUCUGUUCUGCUUGCAUUUAAUGGUUCUAACCUUCAGGUAUUACACAACCUGGGUAACUGUCACAAUAAAAGGUACCACCAGCAACAAACGUCAAAGGUACUUGGAUAGUCAUUCCAAUCCUCCAGAUCAUUAAAUUUUUUUUGCCAUAAAAACCCACACAAUUGAGUUUGUUUGUAAGUACACUAAUCAUGAGCCAAACAGCUGCCUAUACAAAAAUAAAAUGAAUGCUAAUAUAUAUAUAUAUAUAUAUAUAUAUAUAUAUAUAUAUAUAUAUAUUUCAAGAUGAUAUUUCAAUUGAUGCUAUCAUAAAGGGGCAGUCCAGCCCAGAUUAUGUUGUAAGUGCAGUGUAUAGUUAAUUCAUUUUGAUAUAAUUUUGAUAUUUGAUAUAUGCAAAACCAAUCAAUCAAUAAUAUAUAUGUAUAUACAGGGAGUGCAGAAUUAUUAGGCAAGUUGUAUUUUUGAGGAUUAAUUUUAUUAUUGAACAACAACCAUGUUCUCAAUGAACCCAAAAAACUCAUUAAUAUCAAAGCUGAAUAUUUUUGGAAGUAGUUUUUAGUUUGUUUUUAGUUAUAGCUAUGUUAGGGGGAUAUCUGUGUGUGCAGGUGACUAUUACUGUGCAUAAUUAUUAGGCAACUUAACAAAAAACAAAUAUAUACCCAUUUCAAUUAUUUAUUAUUACCAGUGAAACCAAUAUAACAUCUCAACAUUCACAAAUAUACAUUUCUGACAUUCAAAAACAAAACAAAAACAAAUCAGUGACCAAUAUAGCCACCUUUCUUUGCAAGGACACUCAAAAUCCUGCCAUCCAUGGAUUCUGUCAGUGUUUUGAUCUGUUCACCAUCAACAUUGCGUGCAGCAGCAACCACAGCCUCCCAGACACUGUUCAGAGAGGUGUACUGUUUUCCCUCCUUGUAAAUCUCACAUUUGAUGAUGGACCAAAGGUUCUCAAUGGGGUUCAGAUCAGGUGAACAAGGAGGCCAUGUCAUUAGAUUUUCUUCUUUUAUACCCUUUCUUGCCAGCCACGCUGUGGAGUACUUGGACGCGUGUGAUGGAGCAUUGUCCUGCAUGAAAAUCAUGUUUUUCUUGAAGGAUGCAGACUUCUUCCUGUACCACUGCUUGAAGAAGGUGUCUUCCAGGAACUGGCAGUAGGACUGGGAGUUGAGCUUGACUCCAUCCUCAACCCGAAAAGGCCCCACAAGCUCAUCUUUGAUGAUACCAGCCCAAACCAGUACUCCACCUCCACCUUGCUGGCGUCUGAGUCGGACUGGAGCUCUCUGCCCUUUACCAAUCCAGCCACGGGCCCAUCCAUCUGGCCCAUCAAGACUCACUCUCAUUUCAUCAGUCCAUAAAACCUUAGAAAAAUCAGUCUUGAGAUAUUUCUUGGCCCAGUCUUGACGUUUCAGCUUGUGUGUCUUGUUCAGUGGUGGUCGUCUUUCAGCCUUUCUUACCUUGGCCAUGUCUCUGAGUAUUGCACACCUUGUGCUUUUGGGCACUCCAGUGAUGUUGCAGCUCUGAAAUAUGGCCAAACUGGUGGCAAGUGGCAUCGUGGCAGCUGCACGCUUGACUUUUCUCAGUUCAUGGGCAGUUAUUUUGCGCCUUGGUUUUUCCACACGCUUCUUGCGACCCUGUUGACUAUUUUGAAUGAAACGCUUGAUUGUUCGAUGAUCACGCUUCAGAAGCUUUGCAAUUUUAAGAGUGCUGCAUCCCUCUGCAAGAUAUCUCACUAUUUUUGACUUUUCUGAGCCUGUCAAGUCCUUCUUUUGACCCAUUUUGCCAAAGGAAAGGAAGUUGCCUAAUAAUUAUGCACACCUGAUAUAGGGUGUUGAUGUCAUUAGACCACACCCCUUCUCAUUACAGAGAUGCACAUCACCUAAUAUGCUUAAUUGGUAGUAGGCUUUCGAGCCUAUACAGCUUAGAGUAAGACAACAUGCAUAAAGAGGAUGAUGUGGUCAAAAUACUCAUUUGCCUAAUAAUUCUGCACUCCCUGUAAACAUACUAACUUUAAAAGUUACUACAUUUGGAACAAAUCUCCCUACAUUACAACUUUAGUCUUGAUCUCACCCACUCUGUAAAUUAGCCUAGUCAGGCAGGACCCUCUUAUUCAACUUAUGGAGCCUGACUUGUUGGAGUGUUCACCCAAGCACAGCGAAGAUUAAUGUGAAGUAAUGUGGGUGAUUGGCAGCAAGAUUUAUGUGCACAGCCUCAGUUUUGGUCAGAACAGGGAUUUCUGCAUCCUAAGAGUAGGGUUUGAGGAAUCAAUAACUUUUUUUUAAAAUUAAUAAAUAAAUUUCAAUGAUAUUACAUACAAUGAAUGCCUAAUGUAUAGAGAUUUAUUUGACAAGGUAUGCGACAUUUGGCAACUCACAAAGCUGGGCUCUUUCAAUUACAUUGUUCUGAACAUUAUUUGAUGAUUGAACCUCUAGUUUUUAAAUUUCUACACAUAUAUUCUUCUUGAGCUUCUCAAGUUUAUGUGUUUUUUUCACGUACACCUGUUCCUUCAGUUAUCCCCACAGAAAGUAAUCAGGAGCAGAAUGGUCGGGUAAAUGUGACCGCUAAAUAAUCUGGGAAUUUCUUAAAAUUAUUCGCUCACCGAACAGCUGUCUCAGGAGGUCCAAUAUGGCCCUGGUUGUAUAGGCAGUAGCCCAUUCUGUUGAAACCACAUUUCUUACAUUGAAGUGGCGGCGAUAAGCUCUUUGUCAAAUUAAUGGACCUGCAAUUUUGAGAGUAAAAUUCCACAAUUUGUACACAUUGUUCCUUCGUGAAAUUACUCAUGAUGAAUCUCAGUUAUUUCAAGUUAUCUCAAGUUAUUUACUUUAUUUAUAAAAUAUUUUACCAGGAAAGAUACAUUGAGAUUUCUCUCGUUUUCAAGUAUGUCCUUGGUCCACAAAUCAAUUUACUUGUCAAAUCCUAUUCUGAAUUUUGGCCCACCAUGUUGUUCAUUUACCAGUUUUCUAUCUAUAAAAGAUUUUAGCUGAACUACAAAUCCCAGAAACCUUUGUUGUAAUCCCUGAUCACCUAUUCAGCUUCGCACUGGAGACUGAAGACAGGAAAAGACAUGGUUUUGUACACAUAUUCAGAAACCAACAAAAGCAUAUUUUCAUAUACCACCGCUAUAGUGAGUUAAGCUUGAAGAACUGGUCAUUUUAGAUUUCUUUCAGAAUCGUAACACUUCAGGAGAGCUACUUAUGAAAAAAAAAAUGUUCCUUUAAAUCAGCAUCUAUCAUUUGUCAAGUACCACCCAUUUUUCACUAUGCAGGAAAGAAGAGAAAGAAGAAAAGUCUAGUUGCAUUUUUUUAUACUGAUGUGUUCCCACCAUGCCUAAAGAUGGCAAUAAAUUUAAUUUAUUUUUGUGAAAUACUUCCGAUGGCUGUUUCAGUUUAACAAAUAACACUUUAAAUGAGUUGUCAUGUGACAUGUUAUUGAGUUUGAUGGUAACUCUGGACAUUUUACUAAUUGUCUUGGUUAAAAAGCAAUGUACUGUACACUAACAAUUAAAAGUUUAUCCUAUAAAUAUUUACUUGGGAAGUAAAGUCUGCCUCAGCAGUAUAUUCACGAGGACAGUGUUGGCUGGAGAUAGCACAUACUGGGAAACAAGCUUCUGAAAGCUUUAUUUAGCUUGCUAAAAUUGGUCACUGCUAAUGCGAUACAAGUAAUGCUAGCACUUUUCCUAACACUGUACAUUUGACACUUGAGCUAAACCCCCUGCAGUAUUAAAGGCAAACUGACACUCAGGGUUGCCAUUGGAUGGGGUAAGCCCAAUACUUGUAUUCUGUAAUACUAUGCAGUUUGAUUUUACCCUCAACUAACUAGACUGUAUUGCAGAUCUGUCAUGGGCCAGCCCCCCAAGAGCUGCAGUGGUUAUUGUGCCUGGAUUAUUUCGUUAAAUAAUCUACUAGUUCCCCUCUUGAGAUUAGGUUCUGGAUCCGCCCCUGAUUCGGCCAGUGCUCAAACAAAAGCUGCGCAAAAGUGUAAGGGAAAGUGCAGCCUUGAUAAUGCAGCCACUAAACCUCACAUCUCUCAAGUAGGAUAGGUAGCCUUUGAAGACAGACCCCCCUACUGAUGUAUGAUGUCAAAAUGUAGGAGUGGAAUGGGGUUCUUCCACUUUAAGAUGGCACAUGGUCCCUACAGCUAAGAAGGUGAAGUUCUAAAUUUAAAGUAAAUGUCUGGUGUAGAUAGUGUAUGGGGAAGAUGUUGAUGGUAAAGAGGAGAAGGAAGAGAUUGGUUUCCAGGUAGGGAUAAGCACAAUGGGCAUGAUGAGAAGGUAUAAGUACAAUGGUCAUGAUAAGAAGCAGAUGUAGUUAACAUUGGCAUUGAAAAAUAUGUCAUUGGGGAUAUAGCUGGUGGAGCUACAUUGGGGGAUCUGGCUCGGAGGAAUAUGGUUAGGAAAGUUACAUUGGAGGAUAUGGCGGGUGGGCAGACUAGAUGGGCCGAAUGGUUCUUAUCUGCCGUCACAUUCUAUGUUUCUAUGUCUAUGUUUCUAUGUGGAGGGGUAUGACUAUGGGAGAUAUAUUUGUAGAUUUUGUUAAGGGAGAUAUAUUCAGGAGAAUGUGGUUGGCGUAUAUUUGGAGGGAUAUGGUUGGGGAUGUUGUAUUGAGGGGAUAGGACUGAUAUAUUGGGGUUUAUGGCUGGAAGAAGGAAUUUUCAGUGGAGUAUCUGGAGGGAGAACAUUGGGGGAAUAUGCACACGUCGAGUUUGUGUGAAUAGGGGCAUUACUUUGUUCUGCAAGGGAAGCAGCCCUCCAGUGGCAAAAACAAAAGGGAAACAGGAAUGUGGCUACAAGCCAAUAUAGAAGCAUAUAAUAUAUAGUGUAUAUAUAAAUAUUUGUGUGAGUGCAUAUCUCUCAUUGUAUCUGUUUUUGUGGUUUGCAAUGUUAGCACGUGUCUCUCACUGUGUAUGUCUGUCUGUAGGUGUCUGUAAGUGUAUGUCUGUCUGGCAGUGAGUAUUCUUUCAUGUGUGUGUGUAUCUGUGUAUGUGUGGUAAUCUCUAUCUGUGUGUAUAUAUCUGGGUGUCUGGGAAUGUGUGUCAAGGGGUGUCUAGUCAGUUAAUCUGUAAUGAGAUCCCAAGACUUCUGAUGGCAAACCUGCUGGUGCUUGAAUCAUGCACCUCACCGUAAUAAAUUCUAUUGAAGCAUAAAGGCAAAUUACACUUACUUGCCCUGAUUUUUCAAGUACAAAUGCCUGUAUAGUCCCAUGAUGUUCAUACUAAUUUUGGCACCUACUUUCAAAGUGCUGUACAACAAACAAUUAGGCUUUCCUUACAUCUGCUUUAAUGCACCUUAAUGGCAUCCACUUACCUAGCUUCACAGCGGGCAAGAAAAUAUACUUGGUAUGCCAGUUUGUGCCAUGACAGCUAUGGAACAUAAUAUAAAUAGUGAUGUCGCGAACCGAAAAUUUCUGUUCGCGAACGGUGAACGCGAACUUCCGCAGAUGUUCGUGAACCGGGCGAACCGCCAUAGACUUCAAUGGGCAGGCGAAUUUUAACACACACAGGGACUCUUUCUGGCCACAAUAGUGAUGGAAAAGUUGUUUCAAGGGGACUAACACCUGGACUGUGGCAUGCCGGAGGGGGAUCCAUGGCAAAACUCCCAUGGAAAAUUACACAGUUGAUGCAGAGUUUGGUCUUAAUCCAUAAAGGGCAUAAAUCACCUAACAUUCCUAAAUCACAAUGGAUAUGGAUUGACACCUGACAUAUGACAUAUUGACACCUUGACAUAUGGAUUGACACCUGUCCUCAGAGACCCUGAUGCACACUGACACAGAGCAGAAUAGAGACUGUCCCCCUACAUAGGGUCACUUGGCAGAUAUGGAUUGACACCUGUCCUAAGGAUCCCUGAUACACACUGACACAGAGCAGAAUAGGGACUGUUCCCCCUACAUAGGGUCACUUGGCAGGUAUGGAUUGACACCUAUCCUCAGGAUCCCUGAUACACACCGACACAGAGCAGAAUAGGGACUGUUCCCCCUACAUAGGGUCACUUGGCAGGUAUGGAUUGACACCUAUCCUAAGGAUUGAUACACACCGACACAGAGCAGAAUAGGGACUGUUCCCCCUACAUAGGGUCACUUGGCAGAUAUGGAUUGACACCUGUCCUCAGAGCCCUGAUACACACUGACACAGAGCAGAAUAGAGACUGUUCCUCCUACAUUGGGUCACUUGGCAGAUAUGGAUUGACACCUGUCCUCAGAGCCCCUGAUACACACUGACACAGAGCAGAAUAGAGACUGUUCCUCCUACAUAGGGUCACUUGGAAGAUAUGGAUUGACACCUAUCCUCAGAGAUCAUGAUACACACUGACACAGAGCAGAAUAGAGACUGUUCCUCCUACAUAGGGUCACUUGGCAGAUAUGGAUUGACACCUGUCCUCAGAGCCUCUGAUACACACUGACACAGAGCAGAAUAGAGACUGUUCCUCCUACAUAGGGUCACUUGGCAGAUAUGGAUUGACACCUGUCCUCAGAGCCCCUGAUACACUGACACAGAGCAGAAUAGAGACUGUUCCUCCUACAUAGGGUCACUUGGCAGAUAUGGAUUGACACCUGUCCUCAGAGACCAUGAUACACACUGACACAGAGCAGAAUAGGGACUGUUCCUCCUACAUAGGGUCACUUGGCAGAUAUGGAUUGACACCUGUCCUCAGAGCCCCUGAUACACACUGACACAGAGCAGAAUAGGGACUGUUCCUCCUACAUAGGGUCACAUGGCAGAUAUGGAUUGACACCUGUCCUCAGAGCCCUGAUACACACUGACACAGAUCAGAAUAGGGAAUGUUACCCCAACAUAGGGUCACUUGGCAGAUAUGGAUUGACACCUGUCCUCAGAGCCCCUGAUACACACUGACACAGAGCAGAAUAGGGAAUGUUACCCCAACAUAGGGUCACUUGGCAGAUAUGGAUUGACACCUGUCCUCAUAGCCCCUGAUACACACUGACACAGAGCAGAAUAGAGACUGUUCCUCCUACAUAGGGUCACUUGGCACAUAUGGAUUGACACCUUACAUAGUUACAUAGUUACAUAGUUACAUAGCUGAAAAGAGACUUGUGUCCAUCAAGUUCAGCCUACCUCACAUUUGUUUUUUGCUGUUGAUCCAAAAGAAGGCAAAAAAACCCAGUUUGAAGCACAAUUUUGCAACAAGCUAGGAAAAAAAUUUCUUCUUGACCCCAGAAUGGCAGUCAGAUUUAUCCUUGGAUCAAGCAGUUAUUACCCUACAUUGAAAGAUUAUAUCCUUGAAUAUUCUGUUCUUGCAAGUAUGCAUCUAGUAGCCGUUUGAACAUCUGUAUGGACUCUGAUAAAACCACUUCUUCAGGCAGAGAAUUCCACAUCCUGAUUGUUCUUACAGUAAAAAACCUUUCCUUUGCCUUAGAUGAAAUCUUCUUUCUUCCAGUCUAAACGCAUGGCCUCGUGUCCUAUGUAAAGUCCGGUUUGUGAAUAGAUUUCCACACAAUGGUUUGUAUUGGCCCCGAAUAUAUUUGUAUAAUGUUAUCAUAUCCCCUCUCAGGCGACGUUUUUCUAAACUAAAUAGGUUUAAAUUUGUUAACCUGUCCUCAGAGAGAUCAAGUGAUACACACCGACACAGAGCAGAAUAGAGACUGUUCCCCCACAUAGGGUCACUUGGCAGAUAUGGAUUGACACCUGUCCUCAGAGAUCAUGAUACACACCGACACAGAGCAGAAUAGAGACUGUUCCCCCUACAUAGGGUCACUUGGCAGGUAUGGAUUGACACCUGUCCUCAGAGCCCCUGGUACACACUGACACAGAGCAGAAUAGAGACUGUUCCCCCUACAUAGGGUCACUUGGCAGAUAUGGAUUGACUGUUCCCCCUACAUACACACUAUUGGAUCUCGCAAAACCAAGGAUCUAAAUCAUGUUCCUGUAUCGUACAUGAAAAACCUACUCAUACAAAAUCUCUUCCCAAAUGUCAUUUCGUUCAAAGUGGAGAGAAUGUUAAAAAAAUAUAUUUUUGUUCUGAGUGUGAGAAAUGCUUUUCAGCCGCUUCCAAUCUUAAGCAUCAUUUGAGGAGCCAUACAGGAGAGAAGCCUUAUUUUUGUUCUCUCAAAGAGGCCACUUUUAUAUUCAAUAUAUAACAGUGAAAAAAGUUUUUGGGUUUUAAAUGCAAGCUAUUGUGACACCAGUGAGUGAGUGGUGGCACUGGGCACAGUAUCCACUGUGAGCCUGACACACCUGCUUUGAGACAACUAACUGCAUUCAAUCUAUAACAGUGAAAAAGUUUUUUGGUUUUAAAUGCACGCUAUAGACACACCAGAUAUGAGUGGGCAAAGUACACGGGCAGAGGUCUGCAGAGCACACGCUGAAGGAGGCCUGACACCCGCUUUAAGGACACUGACUGCUAUUAGCUUACACUGAAAAACUUUUUUUCUUUGUAAAAGCACGCUAUAGAGACACCAGAUAUGAGUGGCAAAGUACACGGGCAGAGGUCUGCAGAGCACACGCUGAAGGAGGCCUGACACCCGCUUUAAGGACACUGACUGCUAUUAGCUUACACUGAAAAACUUUUUUUCUUUGUAAAAGCACGCUAUAGAGACACCAGAUAUGAGUGGCAAAGUACACGGGCAGAGGUCUGCAGAGCACACGCUGAAGGAGGCCUGACACCCGCUUUAAGGACACUGACUGCUAUUAGCUUACACUGAAAAACUUUUUUUCUUUGUAAGAGCACGCUAUAGAGACACCAGAUAUGAGUGGCAAAGUACACGGGCAGAGGUCUGCAGAGCACACGCUGAAGGAGGCCUGACACCCGCUUUAAGGACACUGACUGCUAUUAGCUUACACUGAAAAACUUUUUUUCUUUGUAAGAGCACGCUAUAGAGACACCAGAUAUGAGUGGCAAAGUACACGGGCAGAGGUCUUUCUUUUUAAAUGUCAAGCUUAAGCUAUUGUGACACCAGAUAUGAGUGGUGGCACUGGGCAAAUGGGCACAGUAUCCACUAUGAGCCUGACACAGAAGCUGGCAGGCAACUAACUGCUAUUCCAGGGCUCGAGUCCUGUUCCCGCUAGUGAUCCUGCCGGACAUGUGCCUGCUCACACUAGUCUCCCCCGCGGUAGUUUACUGAGGAGUGAAGACUGCAGUGGGUGGGGCGUUUUACAUCACUUCCUGUCAGGCCCUGCUAGAGGAUUACCGAGCAGGGAGAGGUAAGAACAUCUCUUUUCAGAUAAUUACACACCACCAACGGUAAGCGGCCAUGUUUUAUUUAUUUUUUCAUGAAAUAAUAAUGUACCUAGCACAGAGCUCCACAGAGCUAAAUCUUAUAGUUCAUGUGGCGCUCUGUGAUUUAUUGGUCCAACAGUGCCACCUCACUUCUAUUCCUCUUAUGCUUCCUCUCCCCUAAACACUAGCAGCCAUCCCUCACUCACCCUUAUCACUAGCAGCCAUCCCUCACUCACCCCUAUCACUAGCAGCCAUCCAUCCCUCACCCCUAUCACUAGCAGCCAUCCCCUUCUUCUCCCAUCACUAGCAGCCACCCCUCUCUCACCCCUAUCACUAGCAGCCAUCUUCUUCUCUACAUCACUAGCAGCCAUCCCCUUCUCCUCCCAUCACUAGCAGCCACCCCUCUCUCAUCCCUAUCACUAGCAGCCAUAUUCUUCUCUACAUCACUAGCAGCCAUCUCCCUUCUAGCAGCUCUUCCUACAUCACUAGCAGCCAUCCCCUUCUCCUCCCAUCACUAGCAGCCACCCCUCUCUCACCCCUAUCACUAGCAGCCAUCUUCUUCUCUACAUCACUAGCAGCCAUCCCCUUUCCCCCAUCACUAGCAGCCAUCCUCCUCUCCCCUAUCAUUAGCAGCCACCCUUUCUCCCCACCAGCAGCCAUCCUCCUCUUCCCAUCACUAGCAGCCAUCCCUCACUCAUCCUUAUCACUAGCAGCCAUCACCUUUCCCCCCAUCACUAGCAGCAGCCAUCCCCUUUCCCCCAUCACUAGCAGCCAUCCUCCUCUCCCCUAUCAUUAGCAGCCAUCCACCUGUCCCUCAUCACUAGCAGCAAUCCCUCACUCACCCCUAUCACUAGCAGCCAUCCCUUCUCCCCCAUCACUAGCAGCCACACAUUCUCCCCAUCACUACCCGCCAUUACUCUCACCCCUAUCACUAACAGCAAUCCUCCUCUCUCUGUUACUAGUAGCUAUCAUCCUCUCUCCCUCCCAUCACUUGCAGCCGUCCCCCUCUCUCCCGCCCAUAACUAGCAGCUAUCCCUCUCCUCCUCUCAUCACUAGCAGUAUAUGUCUGUUUAUGUAUGUCUCUGUAUGCCUUUCGUCUGUUUGUCUCUUUAUGACUGUGUGUAAAUCUCUGUAUGACUGCGUCUGUAUGUCCUCUGUAUAACUGUGUCUGAAUGCCUUGUUCUGUAUGUCACUGUAUGACUGUAUCUUUAUGUCACUGUAUGACUGUGUCUUCAUGUCUCUGUAUGACUGUGUCUUCAUGUCUCUGUAUGACUGUCUGCGUGUCUCUGUAUGACCGGUUGCCUGUAUGUCUGUGUAUGACUGUCUGUGUGUCUGUGCAUGACUGGUUGCUUGUAUGACUGUGUUUGUUUGUGUUCCUUUUAUGACUACGUGCCUGUAUGGUUGUGCCUUUGUGCAUGUAUGUAUUUGUACCUGUAUAUCUAUGUCUGUAUGGUUUGGGAGGAAAAAGCCAGGCAAAGGGGCUCAUGGUGGGAGAAACAGACACAGAAAGGGGCUAAGGGCAGAUAGAGACACAGAAAGUGGCUGGGGGGAAGAAAGAGACACAAAAGGGCUGUGAAGAGAAAAGAGACACACAAAAGGAGCUGAUGAGGAAGUAAGAGAAACACAAAGGUUGUGGUAGGAAGAAAGAGAUAUACAAAGGGCCUGGAGAGGGAACACAGAGUGUGCUGGGCCUCCGUGUGCAGCGGCUGUCUCUCUCCACCAUACCACCAGGCAAUCUCCCCCCUCCCUGGCAAAGUUAGAAUAUAAACACAUACAUUUAAAAAAAAAAAUGCUCCCCCCUUUCAUCCAGCACACACACACACACACAUCAUCCAACACACACAAAACAUCCAGCACACACACAUCAUCCAGCACAUACACACAAACAUCAUCCAGCACACACACACACACACACAUACACAUCAUUCAGCACACACACACACACACACACACACACACACACACACACAUCUUCCAGCACACACACACUGCAUUCAUUACACACAAUCUGCACUUACUACAAACACACUAAAUUCAUUAUACACACUCUGCACUCAUUACAAACACACUACAUUCAAUAUACACACUCUGCACUCACUACACACACUGCAUUCCUUAUACACACUCUGCAUUCACUACAUUCACUAUACACACUCUGCACUCACUACAAACACACUACAUUCACUACACACACUGCACUCACUACACAUUACAUUUAGUAUACACACUACAUCCUUUGUACACACUCUGCACUCACUACAAACACACUACAGUCAUUAUACACACUCUGCAUUCACUACAAACACACUACAUUCAUUAUACACACAAUUCAUUCAUUAUACACACUCUGCACUCACUACAAACACACUACAGUCAUUAUACACACUCUGCAUUCACUACAAACACACUACAUUCAUUAUACACACACUGCAUUCACUACAAACACACUUCAUUCAUUAUACACACUCUGCACUCACUAUAAACACACUACAUUCAUUAUACACACUCUGCAUUCACUACAAAAACACUACAUUCAUUAUACACACUGCACUCACUACAAACACAGUACAUUUAUUAUACACACUAUACUCACUACAAACACACUACAUUCAUUAUAUACACCCUGCACUGCACUAUAUGCAUAGGAGUAUAAUUUUUUUUAGUUUUUUGGGAGAUGGGGGCAGGAAUCUUGGGUGAGUUCCCACACUUUUUCACCCAGGACUUGACCCCUGUGCUAUUCAAUCUAUUACAGUGAAAAAAUGUUUUUCUUUUUAAAUGUCAAGCAUAAGCUAGUGUGACACCAGAAAUGAGUGGUGGCACUGACUGGGCAAAUGGGCACAGUAUCCACUGUGAGCCUGACACAGAAGCUGGCAGGCAGGCAACUGCAAUUACAUUACAAAAAAAAAAAAAGCAGACUGAUGUUCUAGCCCUAAAAGGGCUUUUUGGGGUGCUGUCCUUCAGGACUGUAGUGGACACUGAAUACCCUAGCCUAGCUAUCAAUUUCCCUAUCUAAUGAGCAGCAGCUACACUUUCCCUCCUCUCACUAAGCAUGCAGCUUCAGAAUUAAUCUAAAAUGGAUGCUGGGAGGGAGGUGGGAGGGUCUGGAAGGGAGGGUCUGCUGCUAAUUUGCUGGAAUGUGUCUGCUGACCGUGAGGCACAGGGUCAAAGUUUGCUCAAUGAUGACGAAUAGGGGGCGGAUCGAACCGCGCAUGUGUUCGCCCGCGGCAGAGAAUGCGAACACGCUAUGUUCGCCACGAACUAUUCGCCGGCGAACAGUUCGGUACAUCACUAAAUAUAAAAGAUGGAUAAAUUGUCAAUAUUAUAUUUAGGUGACAGUUACCCUUGAAAGGGACACUAACCUGCAGAUGAAGUGUUUUUUACAGUAGAGUCCCACCAGAGGCAGCUCUAGACUCUGAGUGGCUUUGGUCGAAACUUAAAAAUGAGGCCCAUGAAAUCAUAGUUACAUAGUUACAUAGUUACCUAGCUGAAAAGAGACUUGCGUCCAUCAAGUUCAGCCUUCCUCACAAAUGUUUUUGCUGUUGAUCCAAAAGAAGGCAAAAAACCUGGUCUGAAGCGCUUCCAAUUUUGCCACAAACUAGGAAAAAAUUCCUUCUUGACCCCAAAAUAGCAGUCAGAUGUCUCCUUGGAUCAAGCAGCUAUUACCCCACUAAUUAGAAAUUAUAUCCCUGUAUGUUAUGUUUUUGUAAGUAUUUAUCCAAUUUCAGUUUAAACAUCUGUAUGGACUCUGACAAAACCACCUCUCCAGGCAAAGAAUUCCAUAUCCUUAUUGUUCUUACUGUAAAAAAAAACCUUUUCUUUGCUUUAGAUGAAAUCUCCUUUCUUCCGGCCUAAAUGUGUAACCUCGUGUCCUAUGUAUAGCCCUGUUUAUGAAAAGAUAAGGUUUGUACUGGCCCCGAAUAUAUUUGUAUAAAGUUAUCAUAUCCUCUCUCAGGUGCCGUUUUUACAAACUAAACAGAUUUAAUUUUUUUAACCUUUCUUCAUAACUAAAAUGCUCCAUUCCUUUUAUCAAUUUUGUAGCUCAUCUCUGGACCCUCUCCAGUGCCAUGAUAUCCUUCUUUAGAACAGGCGCCCAGAAUUGCACAGCAUAUUCAAGGUGUGGUCUUACCAGCAAUUUAUAAAGAGGCAAAAUUAUAUUUUCAUCACAAGAAUUUAUGCCCCUAUUUAUACAUGACAAACUCUUACUGGCCUUAGCAACUGCAGAUUGACAUUGCAUAUUGCUGCCUAAUUUGUUGUCUAUAACAAUUCCCAAAUCCUUCUCGUGUGUGGUUAUCCCUAAUUCACUACCAUUUAGUGUGUAAGUUGCUUGUGCAUUCUUAACCCCGAAGUGCAUAACUUUGCAUUUCUCUAUGUUAAAUUUAAUCUGUAAUUUUAGUUCCCAGUCCCCCAAUCUAUCCAAAUCUCUCUGCAGCAAAGCAAUAUCCUGCUCACAUUUUAUUACUUUACAAAGUUUUGUGUCAUCUGCAAACACUGAUACAUGGCUUUCAAUGCCUAUUUCAAGAUCAUUUAUAAAUAUGUUAAAUAGAAGUGGUCCCAAAACAGAACCCUGAGGGACACCACUUACCACUUUUGUCCAGCCUGAAAAUUUACCAUUAAUUACAACUCGUUGUACUCUAUCCUUAAGGCAAUGUUCUACCCAAGAACAAGAAUAUUCAUCUAGACCAAUUUCUUUGAGUUUGAAGACUAACCUAUUGUGAGGAACCGUAUCAAAUGCCUUGGCAAAAUCCAAGUAGAUCACAUCCACUGCAACACCCUGAUCUAUACUUCUACUUACUUCUUCGUAGAAUGCAAUUAGGUUAGUUUGACAUGACCUAUGUUUCAUAAAACCAUGCUGAUUAUUGCUAAUAACAAAGUUCUUCCCAAUGAAUUCCUGAAUAUUAUCCCUUAAUAGCCCUUCAAAUAUUUUCCCAGUUACAGAAGUUAAGCUCACAGGUCUAUAAUUUCCAGGCAAGGAUUUUGAACCCUUUUUAAAUAUAGGAACAACAUCUGCCUUCCUCCAAUCCUCCGGUACAACACCUGAAACAAAAGAAUCUUGAAAAAUUAAAUACAGAGGUUCACUUAUUUCCCCACUUAGCUCCUUAAGUACUCGUGGGUGAAUACCGUCAGGCCCCGGAGCUUUAUUUACAUUAAUUUUCUUUAAUAGCUGUAGCACUUUGUCUCGAGUUAUCCAAUCACAAGUUAUUUGCAAGUUUUUUGCAGCAAUCAUUUGCAUAUCUCUUGCCAUAGGAUCCUCAUUAAUAUAUACUGAAGAAAAAUAGUUAUUUAAAAUGUCUGCUUUUUCCUGGUCUUCAUUAGCUAAUAAACCCAACUCUGUUUCAAGUGUACCUACACUUUCAUUUUUUGUUUUUUUAGAAUUGAUGUACUUGAAAAAAAUGUUGGGGUUGGUUUUGCAUUCUUUAGCUAUCAAUUUCUCAUUUUCUAGUUUAGCCACUUUAAUUGCCUUUUUGCAAGCGUUAUUGGCUUCCUUAUAUCUUAAAUAGGAUGCCUUUGAUUUGUCUGAUUUAAAUGCUUUAAAUGCCCUUUUCUUAUUUUUAAUCUCUUGUUUUACUUCUCUACUAAGCCACAUUGGUUUUAAUUUGUUUCUUUUAUAUUUAUUAUCCAAUGGUACAUACUGAGAAAUGUACCUUUCUAAAAUUUGUUUGAAUAGUUUCCAUUUAUCCUCAAUGUUUUUAUCACUAAGGAGUUUAUGCCAGUCGAUAUGUUGUAGAGCUGUAAAUCCAUAAUGUUGUAAAUCCAUAAUGAAAGCAAAAUGCAAGCAAUAAUAAAAUUUCCCUGGUGUCUUGUGGUGGUGCCUUCCAUUUUCCCCUAUGCAUGUGGAACAGUUUCCAGCCAGACUUGGCCAGAAUAUCAGUACAGCUGACUGCUGUCACUCUUUGCACCUCCUAAUAGUUGGCAACCAUAUGGUGGUGGCCCAUGCUACAGGUCCUGUUCUCUAGUUAGGUGAGGUAGGUGGCUGCGAGGCCCCAGUGAGCACAAGGCCUUAGGCGGCCACCUAUAUCACCUAAUUAGAGAGCCGCCUAUGGGUCCAACAGUGGUGGCUUAGCUAUCACAUAAUCAGACACAUCUGGACAUGCACACUAGUCUGACAGGAAGCCACACAGGUUGGCCCUUUGCAGUGAUAUCUAUGCUCAAAGCACUGUUAGAGGACUCAUAGGCCGAAUCCCUAUAAGUGUACUAUGCACAUUGUCAGCACAGCUAGUGAUCCACUUGUGAUGCACAUUCUCGGGCCAAUCCCCUGUAUUCGUAUUAUAAUACAGUAAACAUAAUACUUGCAGAUAAAUAAAUGGUGGGUAUGAAAUGUAAAUAAUUGGCCCAACUAUCCAACCGAGACACCCCCUACACCUACAGGUUCAGAGCCACUGACGAGCUUGAACCUACAAAGCAACUGUAAUACUCCUGACUAAUCUGCACCUAACCUAACCUGGCCAUUCUCCACCACUGUAAAGAAAUGGUAAAAACCCAACUACCAACAGACAGGGAGGGACAACUAACAGGUAAGUGAAGGUUUUAAUUAAAAUGGCCUGUUGAUAAAAUGGCCAAUAUAUAUAUAUAUAUAUAUAUAUAUUUCAGUCAGGUCCAUAAAUAUUGGGACAUCGACACAAUUCUAAUCUUUUUGGCUCUAUACACCAACACAAUGGGUUUGAAAUGAAACAAACAAGAUGUGCUUUAACUGCAGACUUUCCACUUUAAUUUGAAGGUAUUUACAUCCAAAUCAGGUGAACGGUGUAGGAAUUACAACAGUUUGUAUAUGUGCCUCCCACUUUUCAAGGGACCAAAAAUAAUGGGACAAUUGGCUGCUCAGCUGCUCCAUGGCCAGGUGUGUGUUAUUCCCUCAUUUUCCCAUUUACAAGGAGCAGAUAAAAGGUCCAGAGUUCAUUUCAAGUGUGCUAUUUGCAUUUGGAAUCUGUUGCUGUCAACUCUCAAUAUGAGAUCCAAAGAGCUGUCACUAUCAGUGAAGCAAGCCAUCAUUAGGCUGAAAAAACAAAACAAACCCAUCAGAGAGAUAGCAAAAACAUUAGGUGUGGCCAAAUCAACUGUUUGUAACAUCCUUAAAAAGAAAGAACGCACCGGUGAGCUCAGCAACACCAAAAGACCAGAAGACCACGGAAAACAACUGUGGUGGAUGACCAAAGAAUUCUUUCCCUGGUGAAGAAAACACCCUUCACAACAGUUGGCCAGAUCAAGAACGCUCUCCAGGAGGUAGGUGUAUGUGUGUCAAAGUCAACAAUCAAGAGAAGACUUCACCAGAGUGAAUACAGAGGGUUCACCACAAGAUGUAAACCAUUGGUGAGCCUCAAAAACAGGAAGGCCAGAUUAGAGUUUGCCAAACAACAUCUAAAAAAGCCUUCACAGUUCUGGAACAACAUCCUAUGGACAGAUGAGACCAAGAUCAACUUGUACCAGAGUGAUGGGAAGAGAAGAGUAUGGAGAAGGAAAGGAACUGCUCAUGAUCCAAAGCAUACCACCUCAUUAGUGAAGCAUGGUGGUGGUAGUGUCAUGGCGUGGGCAUGUAUGGCUGCCAAUAGAACUGGUUCUCUUGUAUUUAUUGAUGAUGUGACUGCUGACAAAAGCAGCAGGAUGAAUUCUGAAGUGUUUCGGGCAAUAUUAUCUGCUCAUAUUCAGCCAAAUGCUUCAGAACUCAUUGGACGGCGCUUCACAGUGCAGAUGGACAAUGACCCGAAGCAUACUGCAAAAGCAACCAAAGAGUUUUUUAAGGGAAAGAAGUGGAAUGUUAUGCAAUGGCCAAGUCAAUCACCUGACCUGAAUCCGAUUGAGCAUGCAUUUCACUUGAUGAAGACAAAACUGAAGGGAAAAUGCCCCAAGAACAAGCAGGAACUGAAGACAGUUGCAGUAGAGGCCUGACAGAGCAUCACCCAGGUUCCAGACUUCAGGCUGUAAUUGACUGCAAAGGAUUUGCAACCAUGUAUUAAAAGGUGAAAGUUUGAUUUAUGACUGUUAAUCUGUCCCAUUACUUUUGGUUCCUUAAAAAGUGGGAGGCACAUAUACAAACUGUUGUAAUUCCCACACCGUUCACCUAAUUUGGAUGUAAAUACCCUCAAAUGAAAGCAGAAAGUCUGCAGUUAAAGCACAUCUUGUUUGUUUCAUUUUAAACCUAUUGUGUUGGUGUAUUGAGCCAAAAAGAUUAGAAUUGUGUCGAUGUCCCAAUAUUUAUGGACCUGACUGUAUAUAGUAACAAACCCCACCCCCACUAACCAACUGUCACUUAAUUUUAAUUGGUUGCUAUGACUACUUUCUGGCCCUGUCAAGGCCCAUUCCCCAAUCUUCGCUGUUCCAUAGGCUACAUAUGUAAUGGUAACAGCAAAUAAAAUGUAAAAUGUAAAAGUGUUGAUCAGAUUAAUUUACAAAUAUAUGAAAGAUUUUUUUAAUGCAGAGCCAAGGGAUUGUGUAAUACCAAGAAUUAAAAACUAUGUGUUAAACCACAAGAUUUUUUUAAAAGCACUGUGUUAGGAUAGAAUGCUGGGAGGAGUCUGGGUAUACUAUGAUCUUUAUAAAAUCUUCAGUUGUCAGCUGUAAACUUUAACCUGUCUUCAGGCGUAGUCACACAAACACAACUUGGCCUCGCUACUAUUUACUCGUCUUUUACCUGUUAGUAAGAUUGUUCAUAGACAUACCAAGAGCUUGGUGUAUAUAGUAGGUACAGAUUGGUAUAUUCACAUCUGUUCUCUAACAAUGGGUGCCAGACAUUUCUGCUUUACAUCUAGUCUACAUACAGUGAAUGAUGGAAACAAAAUACAAGCCUUUACCAAUAUCUCCCAAGUGUCUCUAUUUAGGAGGUCCAAAAAUAGGGCAAAAUCCUUUUGUCCCAUUUUCUAGGACCUCAAUAUUGUUGAUUUGCCUAAAUGUAUAACAGAACUCCACAACAAUAAUACUCACAGUAAUGUGUCUUUAAACUGCAAUGAAUCUAUUUAGAAAUCAGUCUGGGUAAAUACGAUGCACAGUUUUUGUUCUAAUGUAUACUUUAGUUACAUAAAUUAUCUUGAUAAAUUACCCAAAAGUUCUCAAAACAGCCAUAUGAAAUGUUGGGAGGUAUAGUAACCCGGUAUACAAGUUAAGGGGGACGGGUCAGUGACACAACUGAGUGCACACCAGGCCGACCCACUGAUGGCUGCCCCUACAGGAAGCACUGUUUCAGUACUCUCAGCAGGGUCCUAAAGCCCUGAAUAUAACUCAGGCACAUCUAAUGAUAUGCUUGAUCCAUGCUUGUUGAGUACAGUUCCUUGAUGUCCCCAAAAGAUGGACACCAAAAAAUUCGGGAUGGCAGGACAGGACCUGAAAAUUGGGACUGUCACACCAAAAUAGGAAUGGUUGGGAGGCGUGCAUUUGUCAUUUGUCACCUUCUUGCAGAACAUUUAUCUCCCAGUAGCAUUUAGUCAUUCCCGAUUCAAUUUCUUAAAGGGACAGCUUAUUGUAGUUGUUCUUGUGAGUAUAGUCGGUCCCUGCAGGAUUUUUGCAGCAAACAGUCUUUUUCAGAGAAAAGGCAGUGUUUACAUUAAAGCCUAGAGACACCUCCAGUGGUCACUCUUCAGAUGGCUCCUAGAGGUGCUUCAUGAGGCAGUGCUGCACAGUGUGCAAUUAAUGUAUUUCAGUCAAAAUUUCGAAAUAAUCUGUUUAAUCAUCUUCUAUUCAUUGGUUACUGAAGAAACAUAUCAGUGUUUGUACUGAUAUAUUAAUUAAAUUAUGAAAUAAUGUAAACACUGGGUAACAAUUGUCAGUGGAAAAGUAAAUAGUUGAGUGUGAAUCAAUUAAACAGCCUGUUACAUGGUGUAGCAACAAGUAAUAGAUUGUGAACAUGUAAAUAAGGAACUAGAACAUGCCAGCUUUCAAUGCAAACUGCUACUUUAGAUUUUACAUCAGUUUUAAAGAAUUAGCUUUUCAUAAUUGUAGACCUAUGAAUAUUUUUUUCUGUAGAUAACAUAUUCUUAAAAGGGACACUAAACCAACAGAACUAUUAGUGCCCAUUAUAGGGGUUGUGGUGCUGUAGGUUUGAUGGCGCUUUUCUUGACUGGCAAGGGUUAAUAUGCAAGCUCUAGAGUUUUUCCCUACAAUCCUAUAUUGCUCCUGUAAAUCCUCUCAUCCCUGAUAGGAUGUUGUAUAUUUUUAGUCUCUACCCAGAAACUACACUGGAACUAAUAAGCCCUCUGCUUUGAUAUGGAUAUGUGACCUUUAACUGUUAAUUAAUCUGGCUCUUAGAAAUUCAGUGUUUGCCAGUGGAUGUUUUAGCACAGGACAGAUGACCUUUAAGCAGUUAUUAUGUUUUAACUUUAACUGUGGAUGUUGUUCAAGGGGGUCAGAGUUAGAAUGCACCUUUACACAUAGGAAGUCGCAUUUCGGUGGUAUUAGGUUUCUGAAAGCCAUGAAGACUUAUAUUUAGUUUUCCAAUGCACUUUCACGUGCAUGGAAAAUAAUAAAUAUCGGUGGACUGUGUGUAUGUUUCACUAUUUACAACUAUAAUUAACCAUUUCUGACACGUUUUAUUUUUAAACUGGUAUUGAGCUAUCCUAGUACUUACACCAGGAAAAAAAGCACAUACAAGGUAAAUCAUGUUGCCCAUGGCUGUGCCAGUAGAGGUUAACAAAUUAUAACAAAUUUUAUGUACUCUGUGGUUUUUACACCUCUUUGUAAAUUGACUCAGCUUUUUUUUAAUUACAUAUUACAGGUUUUUGUUUUUUUUUUAUGUAUGGUGGAUCUGUACAUAUAUUUUAUAAUUUUUUCUUGUGGUUAUAUUUAUUAUUUGGCAUAUUAAUAGGCGUAUUAUUAAUAAUCCAGCUACUGAAUUUUGCUUAGGAUACUUACCGGUAUAUGUGCUAGACAGAAUUGCUUAGUCAUUCAGAAUAUUUGUUAAUUGUACAAGUAAACAAAUAAAAAAAAAAUCUAUUGCUAGUGGUAAAAGAGAGAAUCACAGUCAUGCUAUACUGUAGUGCUAUAAUUACCCCCUACAGAUUCAUCUGUAGGAAAAGGUUACUGAUUGCACAAGGUUUGAAUUCCUGUUGGUAAUUAUAAGGCAUUUGAUUUGAUUAAGCUAGUUACUUGCUGUUGAUUGCUGGUUAAUUAGCUAUUGUUUGCAAAUAAGCAGAGGCCUACCCAGGUGUUAAUCAUUCCUAGUGGGCGGUGAUUUUAGGAGUUAUAUAAGGCCUGGUUCCAUUAGCUUGUCUAAUAUAGCUUGGUGCUACUUCCAAGUGCUGUUUCUAAGUGUGUCGUUGGAGAUAUUCUGGAGAGUUUUACAGAAGCUUCAACUGUCUAAGAGUUGUGCUAAGAGCUUUCUUUUCUACUGUUACAGGUAAGAUUCAUCUGUAGGAAAAGGUUACUGAUUGCACAAGGUUUGAAUUCCUGUUGGUAAUUAUAAGGCAUUUGAUUUGAUUAAGCUAGUUACUUGCUGUUGAUUGCUGGUUAAUUAGCUAUUGUUUGCAAAUAAGCAGAGGCCUACCCAGGUGUUAAUCAUUCCUAGUGGGCGGUGAUUUUAGGAGUUAUAUAAGGCCUGGUUCCAUUAGCUUGUCUAAUAUAGCUUGGUGCUACUUCUAAGUGCUGUUUCUAAGUGUGUCGUUGGAGAUAUUCUGGAGAGUGCUGUUUCUAAGUGUGUCGUUGGAGAUAUUCUGGAGAGUGCUGUUUCUAAGUGUGUCGUUGGAGAUAUUCUGGAGAGUGCUGUUUCUAAGUGUGUCGUUGGAGAUAUUCUGGAGAGUGCUGUUUCUAAGUGUGUCGUUGGAGAUAUUCUGGAGAUAAACUGGAGGUAAUCUGAGGUAUUCAGGAGGAUAAAUAAAAAAGUUAAGAUUUGUUCGAUUUAUAUUAUUCUUAUAAUUGGAAUGGCAGGUUUAGUUCAGUGUAACAAUUGCUAUGCAUUUGUUUCACGUUCCACUUUUUGGAGGUUUGGUUGUUGUCUAAUCUGUAGACAGUUCUCUAUCUUGCGGCAGGAGAUUGUAUUUUUGAAGUCUGAGAUUUGUAAAUUAUCUGGUGAAGAAACUCAGACUGGAACUGCUGCAAAGCCACUGCCGCAGAGACAUGCUAGGAAAGGCAGAUGGAUUACUGUAGGAUCUGGUAGACUUAGAGUUGUGGAUAAAAGGCAUUUUGCACAGUCUGUUGCUCUUCAUAAUUCAUUUUCUGCACUUUCAGAGUGUAAUGGUGUUGUGGAGAGAGGCACUGAGGCUGGUGGUGUUGUAGUGGUGUUGUGGAGAGAGGCACUGAGACUAGUGGUGUUGUAGAGAGAGGCACUGAGGCUAGUGGUGUUGUGGAGAGAGGCACUGAGGCUAGUGGUGUUGUAGGAGAGAGGCACUGAGGCUAGUGGUGUUGUGGAGAGAGGCACUGAGACUAGUGGUGUUGUGGAGACCGGCUUGGAGACUAUGGUGAAGCCUAAUAGAAAGCAGUUGUUGUUGGGUGAUUCCAUUAUAAGAGGUGUGGAGAUGGACAAUGGUGGUCUUGUGAGGUGUCUUCCCGGAGCUACUGCUCACAGAGACAGGAGACGUAUCUGUAAUAUUGUUAAGCAAGCAAAGCAGGAAGGGGAAUUGGAUGUACUUGUCCAUCUAGGGACAAAUGACUUGGCUUGCAAUGAGGUUUCAGAGGUUAAGGAAGUUUUUAGUGUUUUUGCCAAUGAUAUACGGCAGGUUGCUUCCACACUGUCAUUCUCUGAAGUUCUGCCUGUGCAUAACACUCAGAACGACAGGCGGAUGCGUAUUAGGGACUUUAAUUUGUGGCUUGGUGAAUGGUGUCGGGAGCAAGGAUUUGGCUUUAUUUCUCAUGGUAGCUCUGUUUGGAAUGGAGAUAAGCUGUACAAAAAAGAUGGUUUGCAUCUUUCUCAAAAGGGAACAAAUGUUCUCAGUGAGCAGUUCAGAGGUUUUGCUAGGAUGUAUUUAAACUAGGAGGGGGGGGGCAAAAGGGUGAUAAAACAUCAAUCCAAUUGUCCCCCAAAACAAGGACAGAAGGUGCCUGUAGCAAGUGUGUUAAAAAUGAUAAGCUUAGAGUCAUGUCUACAAAUGCUCGCAGUUUAGGGAAUAAGAUCCAUGAACUUGUGGCAAUAAUGGCAACUGAUAGUGUAGAUUUAGUCGCUGUUACUGAGACAUGGUACAAUGAGAAAAAUGACUGGGACAUAGCAAUACCAGGGUACUCUUUAUAUAGGAAAGAUAGGGAAGGCAAGAAAGGGGGAGGGGUGGCCUUGUAUGUGAAGGAUAGCAUAAAAUCUAGCCUAAUAAAAGUUAGUGAGGCAAACAUAGAGUCCGUUUGGGCUACGUUAGAAUUUGGUAAUCACACAGUAACUCGUGUAGGUGGGAUUUAUAGGCCCCCAGGACAAAUUGAAGAGUUAGAUAAUCUACUAGUUGAGGAAAUAGCUAAAAUGACAAUGAAGGGGGAAGUUAUCAUCAUGGGUGACUUUAAUCUUCCUGAUGUAAAUUGGAAAACAAAAUUAGCUACUUGUGCCAGGAGCACACAUAUUCUAAACUCCCUACUGGGAUUGUCUCUAAAACAAGUCGUUGAGGAGCCAACUCAUAAAGAUGGCAUACUAAAUUUAGUGUUAACAAAUGGAGAUUUGAUAUCAGAUAUUACUGUAGGUGAAAGUUUAGGAUCCAGUGAUCAUCAGUCAGUGUGGUUUAAUAUAAGAACAGUGACUGAGUCACACCACACAAAAACAAAGUUUUAGACUUUAGAAAAACAGACUUUUCUAAAAUUAGAAUAUGGGUAGAGGAGUCAUUAUCAGACUGGAGCAAUUUAAAUGGAGUCCAAGAGAAAUGGGAUUAUUUAAAAGUUGCACUAUUGAAGGCAACAGAAAAUUGCAUUAGGCUUGUCAGUAAAAGCAAAAAAUUCAAGAAACCACUGUGGUACUCCGCAGAUGUGGCCAAAAUAGUUAAAAACAAAAAGUUAGCAUUUAGGAAUUAUAAAAAAACCCAGAGUGAGGGAGACAAAAUGAUCUAUAAGAUUAGGCAGAAAGAGGCUAAGCAAGUUAUAAGAGCUUCCAAAUCACACACAGAAGAGAAAAUAGCACAGUCAGUAAAAAAGGGGGAUAAAACAUUUUUUAGAUACAUAAAUGAGAAAAGAAAAGUAAAACAAGGAUUAGUUAGAUUAAAAACAAAAGAAGGAAGGUAUGUAGAAGAGGAUAAAGGUCUAGCUGACUGCCUCAAUGAAUAUUUUUGUUCUGUAUUUACAGAUGAAAAUGAAGGAAAGGGACCUCAGUUGAGAAAAAGGAUAAAUGAGUCAUUUAUUACACGUGAGUUUACAGAGGAAGAGGUUCUAUUUCAACUGUCAAAAGUAAAGACAAAUAAGUCAAUGGGACCUGAUGGAAUACACCCAAAGCUAUUAAAAGAGCUUAGUGGUGUACUAGCAAAACCAUUAACAGAUUUAUUUAACCAAUCAUUGUUAACAGGAGUAGUCCCAGAAGAUUGGAAGUUAGCGAAUGUUGUGCCCAUUUACAAGAAAGGUAAUAGGGAGGAGUCGGGCAACUAUAGGCCAGUAAGCCUUACUUCAGUAGUGGGGAAAGUGAUGGAAACCAUGUUAAAGGAUAGGAUUGAUGAACAUCUAAAAACACAUGGAUUUCAAGAUCAGAGACAACAUGGGUUUACUUCAGGGAGAUCAUGCCAAACAAAUCUUAUUGAUUUUUUUGAUUGGGUAACUAAAAUUAUAGAUCAGGGUGGUGCAGUAGACAUUGCUUACCUAGAUUUCAGUAAGGCUUUUGACACUGUUGCACAUAGAAGGCUUAUCAAUAAACUGCAAUCUUUAAGUUUGGAUUCCAAUAUUGUUGAAUGGGUAAGGCAGUGGCUGAGUGACAGGCAACAGAGGGUUGUAGUUAAUGGAAUAUAUUCAAGCUUGGACUUGUCACCAGUGGGGUACCUCAGGGAUCUGUACUUGGACCCAUUCUCUUUAAUAUUUUUAUGAGUGAUAUUGCAGAAGGUCUUGAUGGUAAGGUAUGUCUUUUUGCUGAUGAUACUAAGAUAUGUAACAGGGUUGAUGUUCCAGGAGGGAUAAGCCAAAUGACAAAUGAUUUAGGUAAACUAGAAAAAUGGUCAGAAUUGUGGCAACUGACAUUUAAUGUGGAAAAGUGCAAGAUAAUGCAUCUUGGACGUAAAAACCCAAGGGCAGAGUACAGAAUAUUUGAUAGAGUUCUAACCUCAACAUAUGAGGAAAGGGAUUUAGGGGUGAUUAUUUCUGAUGACUUAAAGGUAGGCAGACAAUGUAAUAGAGCAGCAGGAAAUGCUAGCAGAAUGCUUGGUUGUAUAGGGAGAGGUAUUAGCAGUAGAAAGAGGGAAGUGCUCAUGCCAUUGUACAGAACACUGGUGAGACCUCACUUGGAGUAUUGUACACAGUACUGGAGACCGUAUCUUCAGAAGGAUAUUGAUACCUUAGAGAGGGUUCAGAGAAGGGCUACUAAACUGGUUCAUGGAUUGCGGGAUAAAACUUACCAGGAAAGGUUAAAGGAUCUUAACAUGUAUAGCUUGGAGGAAAGACGAGACAGGGGGGAUAUGAUAGAAACAUUUAAAUAUAUAAAGGGAAUCAACACAGUAAAGGAGGAGACUAUAUUUAAAAGAAGAAAAACUACCACAACAAGAGGACAUAGUCUUAAAUUAGAGGGACAAAGGUUUAAAAAUAAUAUCAGGAAGUAUUACUUUACUGAGAGGGUAGUGGAUGCAUGGAAUAGCCUUCCAGCUGAAGUGGUAGAGGUUAACACAGUAAAGGAGUUUAAGCAUGCGUGGGAUAGGCAUAAGGCUAUCCUAACUAUAAGAUAAGACUAGGGACUAAUGAAAGUAUUUAGAAAAUUGGGCAGACUAGAUGGGCCGAAUGGUUCUUAUCUGCCGUCACAUUCUAUGUUUCUAUGUUUCCACUACAGCAGAAACUGAUCUGCUGAUAAUGAAUGAUGAAUGUAGAUAACCUGUUAAGUAUAGCUGAGAAUGUGUAGAAUCUAGAAUCUAGAAUCAAGUAUGAAAUCUGACGAGUCUGAGAGUACCUUGAACAUGCUCAGUCUGCUCCUAGAGAUGAUUUUUAAGUCCCCCAUUAAAUUUCCAAUAGGUGGUCUGAAUUGGAUGCCAAGCAGCGCUGUAUUUUUAACGAGGCUCACAAGGCAUUUGCCUUGGGCGGCACUUUCAGGGCGGCGGCAAAAAAUGCCGCCCCCCAAGCACCCUGGCAUGUGCCCUGUUAGCCUCUCUUGUGGAGGACCCAAGAGCUGGCCGGCUGGCCCAGAGGUGUUCAAGCCUCUCACAAUGCGGGCAGCGAGGGAGAACUGUCAUCUGAGCUCCUCCUGCUCAGCUCCCUCGUGUGCCCCGCAGUGCUCCCUUGCUACCCGCAUAGGCUGACUGACCGCCGGCCCGUUUGUUUACUUGUGCCUGCCUGCUGCCUGUGCCUUCAUGCAUGCCCUCCCAGCAGCAGGAGCCAGCCCCACUGGACCCCAGGGAAGAAUCCACUCCAGCUCUCCCAAAUGAAAAUUAAAUUACAUAUAAAUUGUGUGUUAGACAAUAUGUCUGAGUUUUUCAGUAUGAGGGUGUCAGUCAGUCUUUCUGUGAGUGAGUGAAUGUGUGUGUGCCUGUCAGUGAAUGUGUGUGUCUGUCAGUGAAUGUGUGUGUCCAUGAGUGAAUGUGUCUGUCAGUGAAUGUGUGUGUGUGUCUAUCUGUCAAUGAAUGUGUGUGUCUGUCAGUGAAUGUAUGUGUGUGUGUUUGUCACUGAAUGUGUAUCUGUUAGUGAAUGUAUGUGUCUGUCAGUGUAUGUCUGUAAGAGUGCCUCUGUUAGUAAAUGAGUGUGUGUCUGUUAAUGCAUGUGUGAGUGACUGUGUAUCUGUUAGUGUGUGUGUCUGUCAGUGUGCAUCUGUUAGUGAGUGAAUGAGCACUUGCCAAUCACAAACACUUCUGAUCUUUCUCACAUUUUUAUCCUCCUGACUGCCCAUAAUGUCUACACCAUGAAAGAUUACUUGAAGAGUGACGGAGUUGCAACACUCAGUGACGGAUAUGUUUGAUGCCUCCCACACAUCUAGUCAGGCACGCCAAGAUAUUGGCUGGGAAAACCAGAUAGUGUGCUCUUCCCCACAAACUUUGGAGGGUUCCAUGGGCUCCUAUUGGGGAAAGAAUGAAGCAAGCCAAAUCCUGGGAAAACUCACAGAGGUGAAUACAUAUUUAGCCAAAGGAUUCAAGCGUAGCUCAAAUGAAGUUAAAGCCAAAAUCUUGCCCAGGGCUCCCGUACUACUACUGUUAAACAGAGGCUGAAGUAGGUGGUAAGGACUCACAACUUGAUGUUGAGCACUCCAACAAGCUCAUCCAACACCUGGAAGUACCUUAAGUGACCAUAGAAGAACAAUCUUAUAAAUCCAGGAAAAACAAACUGAGAAUAAGAGGACUUUCAGCGCGGUCCGAGAGGGCUUCCUAGCGGAUGUCAUUAUGGCCACCCUGAGACCUUUGUUGCCAGACCACCAGUGACACAUUAAUAGGGCGCACUGUGUACUGAGGACAUGGCGAGACGAUCGAGAAACCAUCUGUGAUGUUAUCAUCCACUUUCACCAUUACCAAACAAAAACGGCAAAUCUCCAACACAGCAGGGACAGUCUGGUCACUUACAAGGAAAAAGAGCUCCAUCUCUAGCUAUCCUCCUGAGCCCUGAGACACAGAAAAUGGAAACAAAUUUGUAGAGACACAAUGGAAUACAUUUUCAAUGGGGCCAUCUAUUCCAGAUAGUGGCUUUCAGAGAAGGGAGAUCCAGAAUGCUGAUGCCCAGCUCCGAAUCUCUCUGUCGCCGCCUUUCUGUGGAGCAUGGGUGUGGAGAUCCCUGAGUGCGCCAUCCUACGCCCUCCCCCCCAUGAGACCGCAUUCAUCCUAUCGCUUCCCAGUGGUAUAAGGCCAAAGAGAAGGCCACCUGAAUGCCUGGCUCAGAGCAGAGGAUGCUUCUGUAUUCAGGCUUAGAGUGGUCAGUAAGACCAUAUAGAGACUCCCUGCCUAUGGCCAAGUGGGAAUGGUUCAUAAUACCAAACACACCUAUAGUUUCACUGUUCUCCCACAGAAUGCUAAAGUUACCUUCACUUGCUCUAUUUGUCUGAUUAGCACAUCUCAGCUAAAAGCCUUUUUUUGUUUCUAUAUUUUGAAUAAUUUAAAGUUUUAACAUGAGGGCUCUUCUACAUGCAAGUGAGAAUAGGUUUACUUUCUUAUGUGUUGUUCUAUGUAAAAUAAUAUAUUUACUUCAUGUGACAUCUCAGAUACAAUUUGGCUUUAUCUGAUUUAGCAAAAUCAUAAUACAAAAAAAUAUAUAUAUUUUAUGCCAUACAAGAUUUUAUCCUGACUGCUAGAUUGAAAACCACAGUUCUUAACCAUUAGGCUACAGUUAAGCACAAACACUUAUUCACUAAAGUCUGAAUGGCCCUAUACCGAAUGGGGGAAAAAACAUACACUAUGUAUGGGGCCAAUUAAACUGCAAACUUCGGACAUUGUUGACUUGUUUAAAAAAAUCAGGCUCAGAACAAGCCUGAGUUUGUUCCAUAUUUCAGCCACACUGUUCUGGAUGGCAAAUCCAGGACAGAUACUUAAAAUUGGAAUUGCAUACCCUACCCCUGGACAUUUGGUUAGGUCUUUAAAUUAAAUAUGGCCCCCAUACCUUUGUCCACUGCCAAAUUUUGCCCAUUGUUGCUAACUGUGUGGGUGGCUAAAAGUCACAAAGCCCAUUGCUACCCCCCUAAUGAUAAAAUCCUGCCUACUCCCCUUGACCUAAAAAUAGUGAGGGGGCAAGACAUGUAAUACUGGUUAUGAAAAUGUAUAUUUACCAUCUUUAUCGUCUUCUUAGUAACUUCAUGACGUUAAGACAUGUCAUUACCUCAUAACUAUCCAUAACACCAUUAGGAUAUAUUGAGAUGCCCUAAAGUUUGGUGUGAUUAAGAUGCUCUGAGUGCAGUACUCAAAUUGAACACUGCAUAUUGCCCUUUAAAUGGGGAUUUAAAUUUCCAUUGACUACAAUGUGACAUGAGCAGGGAUAAAUCCCUACUCACAUGAGGAGAUCCAGGUAUCAGUAGAUACCUGUGGUUCUCCUUUGUCAGCUGGGGCUAUUUUAGUGGCCCUAGACUGAUACGCACUGUAAGCAGCACUCAAACUGGUAUUGUUUGUCUUUUAUUCGUAGUCCCACUUGCUGUCAAUGGGUGGGGGCUGGUUGGGACAUUAGGUCCUCCCUAGUUAUUAAAUUAAUAGACCCAACCCACCACUAGCUGCUCACUGUUUAAUAGAUAUACCCCCAACUGCAGCAUGGCCGAUGAGAGCAUAAGGGAGAUUAAAAACAUUCCAUGGUACUAACGUAGUUAACCUAUAACUGUUAAGCAUUACUUAUUCUCAAUUGUUUUACAUAUAUCUAUUCUGAUAGUAUAAUCGUCUAAUUAAGCUGGUUAAUAUUCUACGAAUGUGAAAAUACUCAUGCUACUAACAAACGUGGGUUAAUCUUGCAUUACGCUUAGCUUGUUCAUAACUCAAAAUUUAAAAAUUGUGCUGAUACUCUUAUGCCAUAAAUGUACAGCUACUGUGUUCACAUCUUUUAAAUAUGCUGCUGUGGCAUUUACAUAUGAUUUGUUACUCCAUGCACAGAGAAAAAUAAAGAAUAAAAAAAAUAAAAAAAUAAAAACAUUCCAUAUAGCCACACUUUUUUAAUGUGGCAGUUGACUAGCAAGUGCUGGCUAGCCACCAAAUUAUUGACUCUGACGCUUCCAACAACUUUUUAAAUAUUUGCUUACUGUCUGCUAGUGUAGUCAGAGGUCAAGUAGUAUUUAGAAUUAUUGUUUACUUGCAAAAACCUUACAUGUAAGUGAACAAUAAUUUGGAAAUGUACAUCCUGCUGGAUACAUUUGGUCAUGAUUCAGUUAAAAAUCAGCGCUUUGAAUAUAUCCCGGAUUUUAUACUUUCUAUGGGGUUCAGUUUUAAAAAGUACAGAUUUAAAACCAGACAUUGAACUCUUCCAGCUGAAUGAUACAGAUUCAGUCAGACAGAAUUUAGACCAGAACUGACGUUCGCAAAUAUGAGAAUUGCCAUUCCGUGAUGGGUGUUAGUCAACCACAGGUAGACUCUGGCACAUCACCAUCUUAAACAGGUUGAGUCUGGCAUAUCACCGUCUUAAAUCUUCACCAGUUUUCGUGCAUUAUAAUUCGGAACUAAUGCCAUCUAUGCCUUACUACUGAAUAAUCUAAAUCCGAAGUAAAAAAUCCUGAGCUUUCUUAUUUUAUAUGUUUGUAUAAUUAUUAAUCAUCAUAAGGAACACGGUCUUUAAUCUUAGUGUAAUAAGGGUUAGUAUUUAGUUAUAGUUAGCCAUUAAAGGCAUCAUAUUGAUUGAGGCUGUGUCAAAAACACAUGGAAAUUAUAUCAACAGGUGAGAGUGUGAAAAACCAAGAGGUAAAAAUGAAUGAUAUUAAUAAACUGACAGAUGGCACAGUUGGAGAGGUGAGUUACAAUACUGUUAUCUGUCUCCUGGAUUUAUGAAAAGUGUGUCUAUCAACAGAGGAUAAACACUGUCCUUACAUAGGGACAAAGUGAACAUGUCACACAGUGUAUUCUUUUACAGCUUCCUUUACACAGUACAGUUAAGGCAAUCACAGAGUAUGUGUGCUGUGCAUAGGUUUUUUUCCCAUAUAUUCUACACACCAUAGUCACUGUAGUGUUUUGUAAAUCCUUUAUAGUACAAAAUCAUAAAAUUAUAUAACAAUUACAGAGAACAUAUACAGAGCUGUAAUAUAAAAUGAUAAAACGCUCCAAAUUUUUUAUUCAGUUCUUGAUAAAUUAGGAAGAUUUUUUUUGCUUCAAUACAACUUUAAUGCAUUUGAUAGGUUUUUUUCCUCAUUAAUAUGUUGAGUUUUUGUUUUUGCAUGCUGAAAUCUUUAUAGUUUUUGCACAACAAAUAAAUGUUUUGCAGCACUAUAAGCCUGCUUCUUUAACACUGCCCCAUCGCUCCAGAAAAUGACUUCCUUAUUAAAAGUAUGUACACUGACAAUACUGAAUGAUCUGAACUACAAAAUAUACCUAUUUGGGUCCAUCCGCACCAACUUCAUCUAUGAGGGUUUGUAAGUCUUGUUUUACUUACCUUUCAACCCUGCAGUCUCCAGCUUGCCUCCCUGCUUCCUUGGCUGAGAUUAUUAAGAUUGAUGAUCUCAGCCAAGCUAAUGCGCAGCAUUGGUCCCUAGUAACACCUCUAGAAGCAGUCACACAGACGGCCCCUAAAAAUGCUAACUAGUCAACUGCUGCAUAGUGUCCAGCACUGGUGUUCAACAUCUCCACAGCUUGCAUGGAUGCACUAAACAUUCUGAUUGGCGCAGGGUGGCUUUUUGUCGCUUAUGUGCAAUAGCCUCCCAAUUCUUUCUGAUGGGAAAGCUUUGGAUUGGCUGAGAUCAUCAAGACUGAUAAUCUCAGCCAUAAAGGCAGAGCCAGCCUUUAAAGCUUUUGUGUCCCUUUAAAUAUAUUUAUUGAUUUUAUUUUUUGUGCUCCACCUUUAAUUUAGUUUAGCUCUUUGUGUGCUUUUCAAAGAGUUAUUCACUCUCUUGUAGCAGCAUAUUAAUUUAUCACAUUCACAGCUGAAUUUGAGCUGUUCACAAUUAUUUCACAAACUCUUGUCAGUAAGACUGAGUACAGGGUAUUUUUUAUACCUAAACCCUUACAAUGAUGCCAAGUUGUUAUGGUGCUUAGAGUAAUGUUUGUAAUAAAGUAAAAAGGUAUAGCGUUUACUAUUAUUUCCCCUUUUGUUUUGGCCUCUAGCCCAUAUAUACGCACUAUACUAUCAAUCACAAAUGCAUUUGAACUCAGGAAAAAACUUACAACAAAAGGGAAUGUGUGCAGUUCCGGGGCAAAAUUAAUGGUAACUCAAUUGUUAUUGGGAGAAUUACAACAUUAGUAAGGCUUUCACCCUACUAUUUGCAGAAGCAAAGAUGUACAUGCAAAGAUUCUGGUAUGAUUGCCACAUUGGUAGGAGAGUCAGUGUAUUUGUAAUUUUAGAAUAAAGCCAGCAUGCACUGUGUAAGCCCUGUGUGCAAUAUGAUAGUUUUUGAAGACUUUUGGAAAAUAUGUCCCGUUGAUUCUUGACUAAAAAAAAAAAAAAACUAUGUAAAAGUCACAAUUUAUCUUGCAGAAGGGGUUAACUGUUUCAAAUUGUGUCCCAGAGAAAGAGGAAGGGAAACUCAAACAAAAAGUCAUUGCAAUGCUUUCUUAACCAAAGGAACCCAAACUGCUUGCACUGCAGUUCUUAGCUGAUAGCAUCAUGGGGGAACUAUGACUCAAAUGCACCUCUUAUCACUUGCAGUUUUUACAUUUCCUCUCACAAAUGGUCCCAUUAGCAGGGUGGCCAGAUCCACCAUGUUUAUCAGGACAUCAUUUUGUCAUAUUUUUGAAAAUGCUUGCCCUGCAGUAUGUAUGAUGCAUAUUCUGCAGGGUUCUUCAUUGCCUUUUGCCUCAUUGCAGGAUUCUUCAUUGCCUAAUCUUAUACACCUUGUGCUGCCCAUCAAUAUAUAUAUAUAUAUAUAUAAUAUGUGUCCCAGAAAACGUGGAUCUGGUCAGCCUGACCCUUAGGCUACUUGAAGGAAAGAGUAUUGGGGUUUGAUUAAUUAGCAAAUUAGACAUUAUUUUUUACAUGCUAUAUUAAUUAUAAAUGUGUCUUUGUAUGUUUGACAGUUCACUAUAACUAAACUACAUUUAGUCAUACAUUCAAUGAUGUUAUGGAGGUCACUUAGGGAGAAUAGUGCAGGACAUCAACACAUUCAUUAAACAAGAUUUACAGCAAUACUACUCAUCAUGGCAUGUAUUUACCAUUGUUAGUUUAAAAUAGAGUAUGAUUAAUAGAGGCAAGCCAACUGCACUUCUUACCCCGAUCCAAAUUGCAAUAACUGCAGGAGCAUCAACAGUAAGGAAAAACAGGUUUUUACCAGGGUUUGAAUGAUAGUCAUUCUGAUUGCUUAAAAUUUGGGGAUAUUUUUUGGAUUUGCUAUAUAUUUUUAUUGUUGUUUUUGUUGUAUGGAUUGUUGAGUUUAAGCCCAUAAAAUGUGUUUUUGAGGUCUAUAAUGGAAAAACCCAUAUGCAUUUGUUUAUCGAGUAAUAAUUAGCAGUCAAUGUUAUAACAUAAAUAUACAUUCAGUAUAUGCGUAAAUAUUCCUAUACAUUAACAUGCACAAAAUCUUGCACUCAAGGACUUCAACAAUAUUUGGCCUGGUGCAAUAUUUAUUGGGUAAUACAUACUACAUAAAAACGGCACUCUAGGGACAUCUUGGUAAAGAACACACAUUGCAAUUUAUUCACUCACCUUUUCAUUUUUACAUCACUAACUUUCCUAUAGACAGGCACUAGAAAUGGAGUCAUUAAACUACCUAAAUCAUAUAUGCACUUUUUAAAAAAAAUUUUUUGCUUUGCCAAACAAAACAUUUAUACUUCUGGACUGAUUACCAGCUCGUACAACAAAAUUCUCUGCCAGGAGCCCAAUCCACCAAUUUAACAUCUGCAAAUGUCCUGCAAAUGACAGCUUUACCUUCCUCCUUCCAAAUAAUAGGAAGCUUUAAAAAUCCUACCAUCAGGGAGAAGGAGAAGUGAACGUAAUCUCUUCCGCGCCUAUUAGUAUUGAAUUAACAUUACAGAGAUUGCUAUAAAACUUACAUAACCUGUACUUACUAUAUAUAAAUGCAGACAUUCAUUGUAUAUUCUGUUGACAUUUUCUGUAAGCUGCACUGCCUUUAGGGUUCUCAUAAAUACCUACAAGGAAGAUAUUUCACCAUUUUUAUGUAUCUAUAUUUAUCACAAAAAUCUUAUUUUUUUAUUAAAAGAUUUCUCCAACCAUCAUAUUCGCUAUACUCACUGACAGACACACAUACUCACUGACAGAAACACACAGACACUCACUGACAGACACACACACACACUGACAGACAGACACACACACACACAGACACACACAUUUACACAUUCUUGCACACACCUCAUUUUCUUUAUUGCUCCCUACCUUUAGGAGCCGAUGUGGGACUUCUCCCUGCAGAUCUUCUAUCUGCUCCUCACUGCUCCCUCACACGCAGUUUAAUGAUGCCGGGUGCCGGAAUAUGACGUCUGAUUCCAGCGCCCGGCUUCUCAAAAGACGGCGCUCUAGGAGCUCUGAGGAGCAGGAACACGGAGCUCAAUCGCUGGCCAUCCUCCCGGCCGAGUAAGUUUUAGCAGAGUAGGCACCUGCAAUGUGGGGAAAGCAGGUGCCUACUCUGCUAAAACACUAAGCAUGUACUCGCGGCUCUACAUCACUACACUUGACAUGUUUGCUCUACAUAAACAUGUUGUUUGUGUAGUCUGAAAAUCUCCCCAUUUAACAUGUAAACAAAAAGUGAAAAUGAGGAUUUGUUUCAAAAUAUGGAGUUAACAAGCACAUUGGUUGAAAUAUACUUUUAAAUAAAGUAUUUCCUUUUCAUUUAAAAGAUAAAAUAUGUUGCAUGUUUUUAAUGCCUUUUAAUUUAUCUUAGUCACAACAUGUAACAAUGUAGAAUAUUUCACAUUUACUAUGCAUUGUGAAGGUGUCAUGCUAAAAACACAGCGAGGUACUUUGAUAUGCAUUAAAUAAAUUCAACAUCAAAUAUCUGUAUUAACCAGCCACACUAUAUAGAGACACAAAAAGACAUAUACAGAUUUUAGCUGAAAAGAAUAACCAUCCAAAUGAUUUUUUCCCAUGUUCUGGAAAGUAAUGUGUAAAUAUUUAAUCCUGGGUGUGUAGUCAAAGGUAUAUUUUAAAUACUUUUGUAAAAAUCAAACAAGCUAUAUUGCCCAAAGCAGUUUCCAGCACAUUGCAUUCAUAUAUUAUUAUUUUUCCCUAAACUUCCAUACAGCCUCCAUAUUGCAUCAAUAAACCUCGAUUUACUGCACCACCUCUUGUAAAUUGCAUAGGGUUCUAAAUUGCUUCUAUAUUCCUACAUAUUGCUGCUGCAAUGUUUACGGUUUCCAUUUAGAUUCACAUAUUGCUCACGUAUAUCCCCAUACUGCUGCCACAUUGCUACAAAAAUCCAUUCAAUACCUUUAUUGCACCCCAAUAUUGCCACCAUCGUAUAUGCUAGUCCUACUUACACAAAGCUCAGAGUUUCAAGGUUCAUUUUUAUGUAUGAAGACUAAGGGCCUUCAUGCAAACAUACAAAUGAAAGACAUUUACUUUUUGGGAUGCUUCAAUACUAUUACUGUUGCUGCUACCCUCAAUUGCACUGUGCUGGUUGGGCUUGCAUUAAUUUGUUGUCACUUUCUUUCAUUUGAGUACCAUUAAAUUGGGUAAUAGUAAUUGGGCAAAUGUAACAUCCCCAGGACGUACUUGGAAACCAGAGCAAUCUGAAUGUACCUUCCCUGGUUAAAUACCACUUGUACUCGUUCACGGACAUAAGGUCUGACAUAUUGCAAAGCUGUAACACGGUCUAAAACUGUGUAACUUAAAAAAGGUACAUCUUGCAAAUUUAAUUUUCUUUGCAAUAAACAUAAUUUACUUGCAAAUGCCUGAAUAGUGAAUACACAAUGUUAAGCUAUCAGGAAUACCUUGAAAAUCAGGUGCACAGUAUUUUGUUAUUGAAGGGUUUAAAGGACAACUGUUAUCAAAUGUUCACUUCUCACUUCUCUAUGUUUGUUUUUUUCAUGAAUGAAAUAAUAAUAACGAAGCUUAAUUUUUUUCAAUUAUGUAUUCACUUUUUAUCUGGCUGAGCAGACAUUUUGGGCUAGAUUCUACUGUUAUCUGAUUAAUUGCUGCCCAACCCAAUUUGUGUGCUGCUGCAGGUUCACACAGAGCAAUUUCAGCAGCUGUGAAGUUAUGCUGAUCACUAGUUGGUCAUAUAAUAGUAGAAUCUGAUCCAAGAUGGCUGAUCAGCCAGAUUAAAAAGGGACAUUUUCUAAAAAAACAACAAAACUAAAAAAACACAAAAAACAAUAUAUAUCAUUUACAAAAAGUUAAUUACAUUUAAUACAAUUUUUUGUUUGUGAAAUGCAUACAACAGCAAAAACCUCAGGUCAUGAUGAUGACUAUUGUCUGUGGUUACCUUCCUAAUACUGUGCAGAAUUUUUUUUUUGUCUUUGUAGUCUUGCUAAACCUGCAAGAGACAGUGGUGCAACAAAAAUCACUCUAUUGUGGUUCCUUCAAGACAAAAAAGGAAAUAGCUGUAAGUCUUAGCUUCAUUUUUUGAAAGAGCUGAAGAAAUAAAGUAGUAAAUAUUACAAGCCACGGAGACACAGUGGAAAACAAUUAUGAAAAAGGGACAUAAAAAAAAAACUUUUGUGGAUUACAUGGAACCAUUCUAACAGACUUAAUUUCCUGAUAGGUGGUAUCACGGAAAUCUCUCACGUCAUGCAGCUGAGGCUCUGCUUCUCACGAACGGACAAGAUGGGAGUUACCUCCUGAGGAAGAGUGAUUCAAAAGACAAUGUAUAUUCGCUCUCAGUGAGGUAAGUAACUUUUGUAUGAGUUUGUUGAUUUACCUUAUAGAUAGCAACUCCAUAACUAUUUCAGUGGUGUAUUUAGGUUUUGUGCUGCCCUAGGUAGGACGGUGCUCGGGUACCCCCCCAAUUUACAUUUUCCCCACCCCUUCCUGUCAAGGCCGCACAUUGACUGACAGACACUCACUCACUGACAGACACACACUCACUGAUAGACGCACACACUCAUUGGCAGACACACACUCUCAUAUAGACUUACAAACAAUGACAUACACACACUCACUGAUUUGACACACUGACAGUCAGACAUACACUUACUCGGACACACACUCACUAACAGACGCACACUCUCACUAACAGACGCAUGCACUGACUGACAGACGCACGCACUGACUGACAGAUGCACACACUGACUGACAGACACAAACACUCAAAUUCACUGACACACACAUUCACUGAAACACACACACAUACUGACAGACACACACACACACUCUCACUGAAACACACACACUUACUGACAGACACACACACUCACAUUCACUGACACACACACACAUUCACUGAAACACACAUUCACUGACACACAUUCACACACAUUCACUGACAUACACACUCACUGACACACAUUCACUCACACUUACAUUCACUGACACACACUCACUCACAUUCACUAACACACACUCACUCACUCCCUCACAUUCACUGACACACACACACUCACUCACAUUCACUGACACACCCAUUUCCCCACACUCACAAUUAUUUUUAUUUUUUUAAAUUUAAAUCCACCCAGCCUCCCUACAUUUGGGAUAGCUGGGUGGCUGGAUGUGCAGGCGGGCGGGCAGCGAGGGAGCACUCUCCCCUGAGCUCUCUGCUCAGCUCCCUCGCGUGACCCGCAAUGAUGCUGGGAGAUGGAAUAUGACAUCAUAUUCUGUCUCCCGACAUCAUUGCGGGUCGCGCGAGGGAGCUGAGCAGAGAGCUCAGGGGAAAGUGCUCCCUCGCCGCCCGCCCAGGAAACCACUGCCCGCCUGCCCCGAAGGCAAGCAAGGUAUUUGCCUGGGCAUUUGGGGGUGGCGUUUUUUGCCGCCACCUGGAAAUUGCCGCCCAAGGCAAAUGCCUUGUUUGCCUCAUUGUAGAUACAUCCUUGAACUAUUUAUGUUGUGCAAUAAUAUGUUAGUAAACUCUCCUUGUGUUAUUAACAUUUUUCUAUUUUUUUACGCUCAGUUUGGUCUUUGAAGACCCUCUGCCAAUAUGGAUUGUCCUACGUGGUGGGCACUAGCAUCACUACAUGGCCUGGCUAUAGUUUAAUGAGUAAGACAUUCCAUUUUGGAUAAGAUCUUAAGGACCAAACCUUAAGGACCAAACGUCUGGAAUAAAAGGGAAUCACAUGUCAUGUGUUCUUAGGGGGUUAAAGACCAGGGUCUGGAUUCUCUUCGCUGAGUAAGGAUACUUUCUGAUUUCUGAAUAGCAAUUACUCCUCUGAAGUCUAUAGAAAAAUUGCUAUUCAGUAAGCAAGUUAAAAUGUUAGAUUGCCAAGACAACAUACACUGCGUUGCUAGUUAUUAAGCCCUUUAGAACAAAGGGUAGGCUCCUUUUGUGAUAUCAUGUUAGUCUUUUCAAUUGUAUUAUUAGUCUUUUAGUUGUGUUGGUUUCAGAGGAUAACAUACUCUUUUUGUCUUUAGCUAAGAAAGCUCUAACAUAUUAAAUGCCGUAAAUAAGACUAGAAGGGCAUCUAGGUGAGAUUGAGAUUUUCUUUUUCUAUUUUAAUGUAAAUGUGAAAGUUUAUUUAAUUCCUCUAACAGUGAGAUUGAAAGUGUCCUGCCAAGAACUUAGAUGCAUGUCUUCACGUUGAUGGAAACAGAAUCUAUGUCUUGGUCUUUGUGUGCUGACUCAGGUUGAUAGGUGUUGUAGGCUCUUGAUACUUUUGAUACUGGUUGUGUGUUCAUUAUAAAAUGUGGACCACAAACAUUUUGCUGAAACAAAAUAUGUUAUUUAAAAUAAUACUUGAUCACAUGAAUGAUAACUAGCAAACUCUUACUAAAAGGUAAAAGGCAAACAGGUAAAAAUGUCCUGGUGGUUAGUUCAAACUCUCACUUCUAUUCAGGUUGUAAGAUCUUAUUCCCCAAACUACAAGGAGGAGUGAACUUACUCCAUCCUGAAUUUGAAAAUGUAUGUAGUUAAAGGAUCACAUUGCUAGGCAACCCACACUGCCUGCAUUACUUAAGCUGGCAUGGGGAACAUUCUCAAAUACCUCAUUUUCCAGAAAGGACCAAGUAUAGUAGACUGAGACCUAGGGAAUGUUAUUCAUUGAUAACAGACAUCGGAGAAGUAUAGCAGCUCCAUAUGUUUCUGUAUUUUUAUUUCUUUAUCUAUUUUUUUUUUUUUAUGUACGAGGAUACAACAAGGAUUUAUGAAAUAAGAUACUCAUCAAUAAAUAGAUAUAUUGAGCUUGCACAUUUGUAGAUAAUAAAAUUGUCACGGUAGUAUACCCCAACACGCAAGAAUAGUUCAACGAGAGACAAGAUAACAAGAUACGUCUUACCGGGCCUUAGAAUGGCCGGACUCGACAGAGAGACAGCGUAAACAAGAACUAGCCAAGGACUGGUACACAGGAGUCAAGAAAUCGGCGAACAAGACAAAGCAGGGAUAAAGAGAAAAACAGAGUCAGGUACAAAGCAAAGGUCAAGCACGAAAAAAACACUACUACACGAAGCAAGCACUAAAGGGAACUGAAUCCGAAACCACGAUAGGGCAGGGAGCCAAGGGAAAGGUGAGUAUAAAUACCUACAGUUUAAUUUGAUUGGCCCCUGUCAUAUCCACGCCCCCAAAACGUGAGUGUAUGGGGAAUGUGGAAUGACAUGGGCCAAUGGGAGACCUUUUUUAUUUUUGUCUCAGACUGUCCCUUAAAAUGCGCGCCCAAUACGCAGGGCGCGCUCCCAGUGCCAGGCGAGUCACGUGGCCGCUUCUCGCAGUCAGUGCACGCCUUCCCGAUCUCCCCGUCGGACGAGCCGCACGCGGCUCGUGCAGUUGCAGGACCGUGCGUGGCGGGGAAAGAGGACCUCGCCCGGCCCCUGGAGAGGGUAAGUACCGCUACAGAAAUAUAGACUAAUGGUACACCAUGCUUGUGGAUUGUAUCUGAAGAAAGGAAAAUUAAGCAUAACAUUUGCACCAAUUGCAGAUUAAUGCUUAGAAAGAUGAAAAGAGCACAGUCCCUAUUAAAGAUACAAAAAAGCCAGUGUAGCAUGUGCACUGGUGAUAGAUUCAGCAGGUUUUAGGCAGGAACAGAUACAAUACUUAUGAUAUCUAUUAAAGACAGGAAUCUCCCCUACACUAUGGCAAGGAAUAUUAUGUGUAAAAUGUCCCCAAAGUGGCCUGGGACUAGCAUAUACCCAAUUUGCAGAACUGUUGCAAGUGUACACUGGGGUCUGAAGUAUCCACGUGCAAAAAGAGGUAUAAGCUGGUGCCAUAUAACAGAUUUCUCACCAUUUAGGUUGAGAAGGAGCAUUAUUUAAUCCAAGAGGUCCACAGACCUUGGGUGAGGUUUACAAGAUUAAAGUCCUGUCAUUAGGUUGAUUUAAUAGUCGGUGACCAAGCUGGGCCUACCAUGAACUUGUCCGCAGGUGAGUAGUGGGAGUUGUUGGUAAACCUUUCUGCCUCUUCACUAUGUGAGAUAGAGAUUCUGCAAAGAUCCUGUUCAGCUUAUGUAGGAUAGAUGUCAGUGUUCGUGUCUCCAAGUGUUUGUGCCUGCACAUCUCCUCCGCCAGCUGUCAGGACAUCUUCCAAAGAUUACAGAGUUGGCCUCUUGGAUAGGAUCAUCUUUGCCGGUCUGGGGGAAAAGUGGGAACCUGGAUUCCAAAUGCCAGACUGUAACGGCAACAGGAGCUCUGCUGCCUCUCCUGUGCCAACCAUGCUUGUAGACGUGAGGUAUGUCCAAGCAAUUCGGUUUGCAUUGUCAUCAUCAUGACCACCGAAAAGUCCUCUUUUGUGUGGUGAUGAAUAGAAGUUAAAGAAUGACCCUCCAUCUCUAGGAUUCAGAAAUUUUAACAAGAAGUGCAAGAACUGUAUCGAUAUACAUCUGUUCUGCUCAGUGGUCAGACCCCUUCCCAAAAGAUUUUUUUAAAACCAUAAACGUGCAAAACAAAGAUAAGGUUCUCAGAAGAUGGAACCCCCAGCAGCUCCAUAUAUUUUAUAGGAUGAACUGCUUGUUAAAUACUAAGGGUUCCUGCUAUCUCAUCCUUUUUCAGAAUCAGUGAAAGGCUUUCUUAAACUCAUACAAGGUUAUAUUUGAUAUACCUUUGUUUUUGUGCAUCUGUUUAUCUAUAUAUGUAUUUCUUAUUUUUUACUUGAAAUAUACAUACUUGCUUAUAUAUACUUAUCAGAGGGUCAAACACUACUACGGAAACUCAAAAAAUUAGACCUGGUACAGAGAAUAUGUUGUUCCUUCCCAGCAAGAAUCAAAAUGCCCACAUUUAAUAUAAUCUACAAAGUAGUGGGCUGUCUUUGCAUGUUCUGGUAACAGAGAGAGUUUUCCAAGCUUCCUUCAAUAUGUGACACAAUGAAAUGCUCAAUAAAAGUACUAAUGCAUAGCUCUGUCUGCUAAAAUCAGGAGAAAUAUGCUCAGCCCCAAAGUAUAAAGGGUAUAUUUAAAGGGACACCCCAAACCCAUAAAGCACUUUAGCUUGCUCACAUGGUUUAUGUGUGAAGAGUGUGUCCUAUUUUCAUUAGAAAAUUGCACUUUUAUAAAUUAACCUUGUUACACCCCCUGACUGACUAUCAGACAAUCUGUCUUGUUACUCCCUGGUUGUUAAGCGUUGUGUAGCUAAAUUUAAGAGGCAGCAAUUGCCCAGAGCAUCUUGCAAAGAUUUUUCAUUGAGCUGCAUUGGGAAGUCUGUGAUUGGACAGACACAUAUAGUCUGGGUGGGGUUAGAAAGGGAGGGCUUGUAAAUGCUUCAGGCAAGAGAUCUGCUACUCUUGAAAGCUAUUUUUAGAUAUGCCUACAAUGAAAACAUGCAUAAUUAGAUAUAUGUAUAUUUUCAAUGUAAAUAUAUCUAAUGAACAAUAUUUGAACAAAAGAGCAAUAACAAACUAAUAACUUUUUUCAAAUCACUCAGUAUACUGUCUUUUCCUGAUCACGUGCUUUUAAUGUUAUCAGAUUACAUUUUAAAUCAACUCCUUAUAUAUGUGAACAUGAGAACUCAUUACAUCCUGAAUUUCCAUUCUUGCGUCACACUGGAUUUGAGUCAGUUCAUGAAUGGCUUUCACUUUGUGUUUAAAUGGUAUGUCUAGAAAUUGUUAUAAUUAUUUUCAAUGCAAAUCAGUCUUGUGUGUGUGUGUGUGUGUUUCUUUUAUUGUUUAUAUUACUGUUUGCAUACAUACAAAUCAAAAUACAUUUCUCCAUCUCUCUGUAUAAUCCUUUGAUUUCACUUAAUACAUUUCUAGCUUGUCAUGUAUUGUGAUCAAACUGAGUUUAGUAAUCACUUGAUAUUUUCAAUUACCAGCUGUUAGCACCACCAAACCUGCAUGUAUGGGAGAAAACUUUGCUCACAAGGCAAAUUCUCAUUAGCGAUCAAUAUACUCAGUGCGAGUUUGGAAAUGCUUACAGUCGUAUUCCCUGUAAUAUGCAUUAUUUAGGAGUAAAAGUCUUUAAAGGGACACUAUAGUCACCAGAACAACUACAGCUUAAUGUAGUUGUUCUGGUGAGUAUAAUAGCUCCCUUCAGGCAUUUUCAUGUAAACACUGACUUUUCAGACACCUCCAAGUUGCCACUCCUUAGAUGGCCACUGGAGGGGCUUCCUGGCUGAGGGCUGCACAUUAGGCAGCCCUGCCAUUCAGCGUCCCCACGCUCUGCAUUUUGCAGGCUCAGUAUAUUCCCAGCUGUAGUUUGCCUGAUUCUAUAUCUUAGUUGAUUUUAGGCAACUUGUAACUUGUGUUACUGGGAGAAAGGGGCAAAAAAAAGGAAGUAUGGAUGAAUCUGUGAAUGACAGUUAAUAUCUAUGUGAGAAAGCCUCAUCUGUUAUAAUAGACACCAAUAUGGAAAUUCCAUUGUCACAUUCCAAAACAAAUACUCUUGAGCAUCCUGAGAGAUUAACGUGUGCAAAUCUUACUCGUGAGACCCAGACAAGAGGAUAUUAACGUGAGAAGAUGUCAACAUUCUGACUUCCUGUAUGAAAAGAAACAAAUAGAAAAAAUAAACCAUUCUAACCUCUUCAAAACUAUUCAUGAACAUAACAUUAACACCAUGUCACACAAUGUUUGAGAGAUUGUCAAACUUCUCAUAUCACUAAUUUUUUUUGUAUUUAACUGAUGCUUUUAUUUUAUUUUAAAUUUGUAUUAAAGAUUUAGCAUAUUCUGUAACAAUGUAACUUAGUCAAGACACCGUCAGAGCAAAUAUUGCAAAAGAUGAGGAGAAAUAGAAACAUUUUUUAUUUUUCGAUUCGUCUGUCGUGUUUUUUCUAUUCCGCCAAUAAAAGUCUACAUUAUGAAUAAAGUGUGGGAAAAAAAACAUUUAAAUAACUUCUGAAGUGGUAGUUAGUUUUUUUUAAAAGGAAUCAACAGGAAGACACUUGAUGACAGUGUGUAAAGAAGAUAUAGAGAAAAGGCCCGCUUAAAGCAAGCUACGAUUACACUUUAAAACCUGAAACAGCAGUAAUAAGAAUCCAUUUUAUAAACAAUCAUUUUCAAACACAAACAGGAAAAAUUGCCUUUUUUUUUUUAAACCAAUUUUUGAUUUCAUGUGCAUUAUUGGCAUUUUUGGCACAGAUCUAAACAACCUCUAAUUUCAUAUUCAUAUUUUACUGACAGUGGUAUUAACUAAAGUGAGAAUUUGAGGUGAAUUCUAAAUUAAUUUUAAGUUUAAUGUCAAAUUACUGAAAUAUCUAAGUCAGCUGUGCUUUCAGUUCGGCUACUCUGUCCUUAAAGGGAAACUCCAGUGCCAGGAAAACAAUCUGUUUUCCUGGCACUGCAGGUCCCCUCUCCCUCCCACCCCCCAUCCCCGGUUGCUGAAGGGGUGAAAACCCCUUCAGGUCACUUACCUGAGACCCCGCCGAUGUCCCUUGGUGGUGGUUUAUUCUCACCGUCGCUCCUCCCAGUCUUUACGUCGGCCGGUGGGCGAGACUGAUCCUGCCCACCAGCUGGGGAGACCUAAUGCACACGCAUGGCUAUGCCGCGCAUGCGCAUUAGAGCUCCCCAUAGGAAAGCAUUGAAAAUGCUUUUCAAUGCUUUCCUAUGGGGAAUUGAGCGACGCUGGAGGUCCUCACACAGUGUGAGGACGUCCAGCAACACUCUAGCACAGAUUUUCUGUGCUAUACAGCAGUAAGUAGUCUAGUAGACAGCCACUAGAGGUGGAGUUAACCCUGUAAGGUUAUCAUUGCAGUUUAUUAAAAAACUGCAAUAAUUACACUUUCAGGGUUAAGGGUAGUGGGAGUUGGCACCCAGACUACUCCAAUGGGCAGAAGUGGUCUUGGUACCUGGAGUAUCCCUUUAAACCUGAAAUGCACUUUGAAUCUUCCUUUUAGUUGAUGACCCUGAGAGGUUUAAAAAUGCAAAAAUAACUCACUCACAUUUACUAUAUCUGCUUCUGUACAUUUACUAUCCCACCCAUGAACACCAAGUUUAAAUGAAAUAAUUUAAAGAUUAAAAAAAAUUAACAGGGCGUUGUCAUGCUAUACAUUUCAGAGUGCCUUUAACAACAGGGUGGUACAAAUGCUGAGGCUGUGGUCCAAACAAUUGCCAUUAUUAUUGUACAUGAGGGAGAGCAAAUACAACCUGUUAACAGAUUUGCAUUUUUCAGAGCUAAUACAACAAAGAUGUGUGUCCAAGUCAGAGUCCUUUUAUUUGCAAAGACAGAACAAACAAAAACAUUCACACAGACACAUGCACAUUUAUAGAUGGCAGGUCUUUUAAAAGAACCGAUUGGUUGUUUUAACAUACUAUCAAGCAUUUUUGUCUUUUAGAUUUUAACACCCCCACCCCUACCGGUGUCAAGUCCUGGGGGUGAGGGGGGGGAGUGUUGGAACUCACCCAACAUUGAAAUGCCCUGUGUGUAAAUUUAAUGGCAUGCUUGCUGGUGUUUUGUCUCUAGUGUCCCCAUCAGUAGAAUACCAAAGAACAAAAUUGGGCAGGCUGGUGUGUGAGUAAAAGGGGCUGUCUGUAAUGAAAUGUACGUGUAAAUGGGUCUGUUUGUCGUGUGCUAUGGGUAGGUAGGGACUGUAGUGUGUGUGCGUGCAGAUGUAUAAGGGCAGUAGAGAUUGUGUUUAUACUCAGGGACUGUAGUGUGCAUGUGUACAGGGCCUGUAGAGUGUGUGAGUGUAUUUGUAUUUGUGUUGCAUUGUGUGUGUAUCAAGUUGCUGUAGAGUGUAUGUAUGUAUAUAGGGGGUGCAGGAUCUUUGCCUUUUGGAGAUUUUACUAACCAGUAAGCAGUCCUGCAUUUUUGUUUGCUUUUGAUUUCAUAAGCCUGAUUAUGAUUUGAUAAGCCUGAUUAUGGACUAGGUACUCUAGAUCUAUGUCUAAUUCCUACUUCUGGGGGCACUCAACUAUUAUCUCAAAUGUGCGGAAGUGUUUCAGGUCAUCCUGUAAGCAAUGAAAAGCUUGAUGGUUGUCUGUUGCCUAUUGUCAGGUAAAUGCUCUUCUGUAACACCUUAUUGAGCCAGCAGUCAAUAUCAGCAUGAUACACACACUGACCUAUAUACACACACACACAUACACACAGACUGACCUGUGCAUACACCAAGAGACUGACUCAUCUAUACACACAUAUUGACCUAUAUGAGCAGGUAGACCCAUACACACCCCUCGACCAUGCAAACAUAGGCUGACCCAUUUGUGUUUCUGGUGUGUGCUGCUGUAUGUAGUUUGUCUCUGGUGUUUGCUGACAGUAUGCAAUGUGGUGUGUGCUGGCUUCAUGUAGUGUAUGCUGGUUCUAUGUUGUUUCUGGUGUUUGCUGGCUGUAUGAGUCUAGUGUGUGCUUGCUGUAUGUAAUAGUAUGUAAUAUGGAGAGUGCUGGAUGUAUGUGUGUAUGGUGUGUGCUGACUUUAUGUUGUGUUCGUGUGUGUCUGGUGUAUGUUGACUGUGUGUGCUGAGCCAUCCAUACACAGAUUGACACAUACAUACGCAGACUGGCAAAUAUACACAUACAUACGCAGACUGGUGGCUACCUGCUCUGUGCUGAACCUCCUCUUCUCUUUCUCUCCCCUGCUCUGUACUCUGUGACCCAGGAGGAAAUUUUAUUAUAGACACGGAGGCGAGUAUAUAUGCAUUCACUUUCUUAUUUAUUCCCUCAGCAGCAAGAAAAAGUUGAGAGAAAAACGAAAAAAACUUUAAACAUUAACAUUUAAAUUUGCCUAGGAACAAUGGUAGCCAAUAAUGUCUCAGUGUCCAUAUGAAAGGAAGCUGUCAUCUGUUGCUCCUCCUCUUUCUUGCUGCUCCCUCAGAGAUAAGUACCCAUUUUUUCUUCAGUAUUAAUGGUGUAUUUACAUGUUGUAUUUUAUUUAAGUUUAUUUUUCUAUACACUUGUGUUUUUGCCCUGGUGUAUACCCAGACCACGCUCACCGUGAUACUGAUGAUUUGGGGGACCUCCCUGGGUGUUUUUCUUUACCCCUGUCUCCCUUUGUUCAUGCCUCCCUCCCUCACGGCUUCCGACCGCAUUUGAGAGCCGGUGGUUCCCCCUCCCCUGGGAUAGCCACCACCCUCGGUCUAAUUAGCCGCGGAAGUGUAUUCUUAAUGUGCGGCUGAGUUUCCCACGCUGCCAACCAGCCGUGGGCUCUGUGCUCUCGCGGCCAUUGUGGGGGGAGAAGCCGGAUACUGCCGUUGGCGCGCUUUCUGUGCUGAAAGCGCGCAUAGGCAGGAAACCUGUGUGGUCUCUCUUCUUCCAUCGCUGGCUGAUGGUUCCAGGCUCCUCCGGCAAGGUAUACACCAGAUCUAUUUCUGUCAGUAGUUUACCACUAUUUUACCACUGUUUUAUCAGUAUUCAGUGCUAUUAGGAUUAUAUAGUAUGGGUUACUCAACCCUAUUUGGUUUCCCCCUGUCAGCUUUUUCUACAGUGUUUAGCUGCUUUUUAGCGGUUGCCACCUACAGCCUGGCAGAGCAAUUUUCGGGGCAACACCAGACAUGAUUAUAGAGUCGGACGCCAGCUCAUAUGACUGGGGCGCACGCUGUGGAGAUAUUUCUACUGGCGGCAGAUGGUCGGAGCAAGAAACAUGGCUCCACAUCUACUGCUUGGAACUCCUGGCGGGAUCAUUCGCCAUCUGCAGCCUUACACCCACCAACAUUACUUGUUGUAUCCUACUGAAAAUAGACAAUGUGUCAGCGGUGAGAUACAUAAACCACUUGGGGGGCACAAAAUCAAAGAUGUUGGCCCUCCUCGCCAAAGAGUUUUGGCACUUCUGUCUCCGCAACAACAUCUCCGUGAUUGCGGAACACAUUCUGGGGCUGGACAACUCCACAGCAGAUUGGAACUCCAGACACCUUAGGGACUCUGGAGAUUGGAAGCUACGCAGACAGACUUUUCUUCAACUACAAGCACUGUGGGGUCAACUGGAUAUUGACCUAUUUGCUUCUCGGUUGAACACGCAACUCCCGAAGUUUUACAGCUGGAGACCAGACCCAGCAGCUCUAGCAACCGAUGCAUUCCUACAAGUGUGGCCACAUACAAGGCAUUAUGCAUUCCCACCGUUCAACCUCAUACCUCGGACUCUCAUCCAUCUCAGACGGUACAAAGGAUCCUUGGUAUUAGUUAUCUCGUUAUGGCGGACACAGGCGUGGUUCCCCAGACUGCUGGAGAUGUCAAUGGAUUUCCCACGAUUGCUCCCGAACCUGCCGCAGUUGCUGACCGACCCGGAUGGGAACGUACACGACUUAGUGGACAGAGGUCUGUUACGCCUCAUAGCUUGGCUCCUUUCAGGGGACCCUGGUGACCAUCCUUGACGUUCCACAGGCAACUCUCAGGCUUUUGGCAGAGGCGUGGGCACCAGGCACUAGAAACGCUUACCAUUCAGUAUGGAGAUCAUGGUCUAGCUGGUGCCUGGCAAGGGAAUUGGAUCCCAUAUCUGCCCCUCUGAGUAAGAUAUUACAUUUCCUCACAUCUAUGUUUGAAGCAGGAAAAGCAUAUCGUACGAUCAAUGUACACAGAUCGGCUAUAGCAGCAGGCCAUCAGUGGUUUACGGGAAAUACAGCAGGAAACCACCCUGUAACUUGUCGACUCAUGAAAGGAAUUAGACUUUCGAGACCUCCAACGGCCAGGUAUUCAGCCUUCUGGGAUGUCAACAUAGUCCUCAAUUUCUUAGACUCGUGGCCGACAAAUCAAGAGCUCUCACUUCAGAAACUUUCUGCAAAAUUACUCAUCCUCCUGUGUUUAAUUGCAUGUAAACAGGUUUCAGAUGUCAGGGCCUUGGACUGGAACGCCAUCAAUUUUCAAUCGGGCGGAGUGUUAUUCAACAUUUCACGAAGAACUAAGACAUCAACUAAACAAGUGUUCUAUUCAGGUUUCCCUAUCAAACCUAAUCUGUGCCCUGUACUAUGUCUGAAGGCAUAUCUGGGUUACACGGCUACCCUUCGGUCUCCACAGGAAGGUGCAUUAUUUAUUUCCCUUCGGAAACCACACAUCCCAGUCUCAUCUCCCACAUUGGCCAGCUGGACAAGAUGGAUGCUUUCUACAGCAGGGAUUGAUGUAUCGCAUUUUUCACCUCAUUCUAUACGAGGGGCGAUGGCUUCCAAGGCUUCGACGAUAGGUUGUCGCUUGGAGGAUAUCAUGAAAGCGGCCGAUUGGUCUAAUGAGUCUAUGUUUAGGGACUUUUAUUGUCGCCCUAUCCAGCACUUUUCUUCAAGGAUUAUUGCAUAUAUACAAGCCUCCGUGUCUAUAAUAAAAUUCCAAGAUUUUACGAUUUACAUGACGUAAAGUCAUGAUUUUAUUAAAGACACGGAGGCGAGUAUUAUUCCCUCCCGCCCAACCGCAGAAGGUAGAUACAGUUAUAUAUUUCUGGUGUAAGAACUACGGUAAGACACAUACGUCAUGAUUGAAUUAUUUCAUAGUUAACAUUUUUAAGGUAGGAUAAGAAGAUUUUGGUUAUCUUGGAAUACUUGGAUUUAUGAUUAUGUUGUUCAAAGAUAUACAAAUAGUUGAAAGAUAAGGUUUUACCACAUAUUUGUUUUUCCUUGCAGUCUAAAUGGUGGAUACAGAUAAUCUCGUUAUUGACUGAUUGGAUGUUAUUGGAUGUUAUUUCGUUCUAUGGAAGGUCACAGACAGAAACGGGAGGAGCAAAAGAUGACAGCUUCCUUUCAUAUGGACACUGAGACAUUAUUGCCUGCCAUUGUUCCUAGGCAGAUUUAAAUGUUAAUGUUUAAAGUUUUUUUCGUUUUCAUCUCAACUUUUUCUUGCUGCUGAGGGAAUAAAUAAGAAAGAGAAUGUAUAUAAACUCGCCUUCGUGUCUUUAAUAAAAUUAUGACUUUACGUCAUGUAAAUAGUAAAAUCUUGGAAUUAAAUAUACUCACUUCCUCUCAGCACAGUGCCACCUGUGGCAGCUAAGGGGAACAGCUAUCUAAGAGCCAGCUCGCCAGGAGCUUGCAUUGGACUACAUCCCCUGCUCCACAUUAACAUUUGCUGACCAGUUGAGGCCUAUGUUUGAUCUCCCAACCAACCCAUUAAGUUACAGGGAGCCCUAUCUGGGCUGGUGCUGCACUGCCCACUUUGUCCUCAGCAGGAACAGUAAAAAUUGGAAAAAGUAAAGGAAUGCCAUUCCUACGCAUCCCUGCAGGACUCAAGGCUCCUUGAUGUGCUGCUCCUCAACCAGGCAUAUUGGUUAACCAAUUCAAAACACUUGAUGGAUUCAGCCUUAAAUGCAGAUGCACUAUUUUUUAUUAUGCGCCCUCAGAUUGAAGUGUAAAUUGCCACCUAAGUAUACAGACAUUCAGGAUUAAACAGAUUUCUCUGCCUUAUUUUAUCCCCGUAAGCAGAAAAUAUUUAGUGUGAACACAGCGGCUUUAAAGGGUAAUUAACAAAAUUAAAAUAAUGUUUUACACACCUGUAAUCCAGCGCAGGGCAAAGCUCCUGGCACUGCGUUCCACACCCCCUCUGGAUGUCACAACAGCCAUGGCGAGGUCCGAUCAAAGGCUUCUCAUAGAGAAGGGAGGAGAUAGGGAGACAAGGAGGAGGAGGCAUCUUUAAACAAAAAAUUACAAAAUUACUGCACAUACAGAUUAAUAACACCACGACAACUUCUAAAAGCAGAAGUGGUCAUGCUGGUUUGACUAACCCUUUACUGUUUGAAGCCUCAAAUUCUCUUUUCCACAGCUUUCUCAGGAAUCCCAGUCCCCACCAUUUUUAAUAAAUAUCAAAUGGUAGUAAAUUAAAAAUGGAAUAGCAAAGAUGACACAAAAACUGAUGAAUUUUUAAAUUCCCCAACUCCACUAUAGUCACAGCUUGACUGUACCUUGAAUUUUGCAAUUCGGUUUUCAGUUCCUUUAACUUCAGCAUCUACUGAAUAUAUCUCUGUAAUUUAUUAAACGUUGCAUUGGGUUUGAGGUAACCUGUGUGUUCCCAGAACUACAUCAAUACAGUAUCCGUAUACAAAUUAACACUCACAGUAUCCUGUAUACAAAGUAAUACUCACAGUAUCCAUAUACAACGAAACACUCACAGUAUCCUGCAUACAAAGUAAUACUCACAGUAUCAUGUAUACAAAGUAACACUCACAGUAUCCUGUAUACAAAGUAAUACUCACAGUAUCCAUAUACAAAGUAAUACUCACAGUAUCCUGUAUACAAAGUAACACUCACAGUAUCCUGUAUACAAAGUAAUACUCACAGUAUCCUUUAUACAAAGUAACACUCACAGUAUCCUGUAUACAAAGUAACACUCACAGUAUCCAUAUACAAAGUAAUACUCACAGUAUCCUGUAUACAAAGUAACACUCACAGUAUCCUGUAUACAAAGUAAUACUCACAGCAUCUGUAUACAAAGUAACACUCACAGUAUCACUCACAGUAUCCUGCAUACAAAGUAACACUCACAGUAUCCUGUAUACAAAGUAAUACUCACAGUAUCCAUAUACAAAGUAAUACUCACAGUAUCCUGUAUACAAAGUAAUACUCACAGUAUCCUGUAUACAAAGUAAUACUCAUAGUAUCCAUAUACAAAGUAACACUCACAGUAUCCUGUAUACAAAGUAACACUCACAGUAUCUGUAUACAAAGUAACACUCACAGUAUCCAUAUACAAAGUAAUACUCACAGUAUCCUGUUUACAAAGUAAUACUCACAGUAUCCUGUAUAAAAGGAAUACUCACAGUAUCCUGUAUACAAAGUAAUACUCACAGUAUCCAUAUACAAAGAAACACUCACAGUAUCCUGCAUACAAAAUAAUACUCACAGUAUCAUGUAUACAAAGUAACACUCACAGUAUCUGUAUCUGUAUACAAAGUAACACUCACAGUAUCCUGUAUACAAAGUAAUACUCACAGUAUCCAUAUACAAAGAAACACUCACAGUAUCCUGCAUACAAAGUAAUACUCACAGUAUCCUGUAUACAAAGUAAUACUCACAGUAUCCUGUAUACAAAGUAACACUCACAGUAUCUGUAUACAAAGUAACACUCACAGUAUCUGUAUACAAAGUAAUACUCACAGUAUCCUGUAUACAAAGUAAUACUCACAGUAUCUGUAUACAAAGUAAUACUCACAGUAUCUGUAUACAAAGUAACACUCACAGUAUCACUCACAGUAUCCUGCAUACAAAGUAACACUCACAGUAUCCUGUAUACAAAGUAAUACUCACAGUAUCCAUAUACAAAGUAAUACUCAUAGUAUCCAUAUACAAAGUAAAACUCACAGUAUCCUGUAUACAAAGUAACACUUACAGUAUCUGUAUACAAAGUAACACUCACAGUAUCCAUAUACAAAGUAACACUCACAGUAUCCUGUAUACAAAGUAACACUCACAGUAUCCAUAUACAAAGUAAUACUCACAGUAUCCUGUAUACAAAGCAACACUCACAGUAUCCUGUAUAGAAAGUAAUACUCACAGCAUCUGUAUACAAAGUAACACUCACAGUAUCCAUAUACAAAGUAACACUCACAGUAUCCUGUAUACAAAGUAAUACUCACAGCAUCUGUAUACAAAGUAACACUCACAGUAUCACUCACAGUAUCCUGCAUACAACGUAAUACUCACAGUAUCCAUAUACAAAGUAAUACUCACAGUAUCCUGUAUACAAAGUAAUACUCACAGUAUCCUGUAUACAAAGUAAUACUCAUAGUAUCCAUAUACAAAGUAACACUCACAGUAUCCUGUAUACAAAGUAACACUCACAGUAUCUGUAUACAAAGUAACACUCACAGUAUCCAUAUACAAAGUAAUACUCACAGUAUCCUGUUUACAAAGUAAUACUCACAGUAUCCUGUAUAAAAGGAAUACUCACAGUAUCCUGUAUACAAAGUAAUACUCACAGUAUCCAUAUACAAAGAAACACUCACAGUAUCCUGCAUACAAAAUAAUACUCACAGUAUCAUGUAUACAAAGUAACACUCACAGUAUCUGUAUCUGUAUACAAAGUAACACUCACAGUAUCCUGUAUACAAAGUAAUACUCACAGUAUCCAUAUACAAAGAAACACUCACAGUAUCCUGCAUACAAAGUAAUACUCACAGUAUCCUGUAUACAAAGUAACACUCACAGUAUCUGUAUACAAAGUAACACUCACAGUAUCACUCACAGUAUCCUGCAUACAAAGUAACACUCACAGUAUCCUGUAUACAAAGUAAUACUCACAGUAUCCAUAUACAAAGUAAUACUCAUAGUAUCCAUAUACAAAGUAACACUCACAGUAUCCUGUAUACAAAGUAACACUUACAGUAUCUGUAUACAAAGUAACACUCACAGUAUCCAUAUACAAAGUAACACUCACAGUAUCCUGUAUACAAAGUAACACUCACAGUAUCCAUAUAUAAAGUAAUACUCACAGUAUCCUGUAUACAAAGUAAUACUCACAGUAUCCUGUAUACAACGUAACACUCACAGUAUCCUGUAUACAAAGUAACACUCACAGUAUCCUGUAUAAAAGGAAUACUCACAGUAUCCUGUAUACAAAGUAACACUCACAUCACCUUGAAUUCACAGUGUAUUGUCACUUUAUUAAAUAACCCUGUAAGGUUUGUAACAAAUGUAUCUACAAUAAAGGGACAUGGUUGCAUGUUCAUUCUCAGACUUGUUUAUGGACCUUAAGAAAAAAAGAUGUGCAAUGGCAUAGCAGCUUCGCUGAAGAUUAAUUUCACUCAUAUUGUUUUAUUGUUUUAUUCUGAAAAAAGUGCAGAUAUGUAUGUCAUCAGUUUUGGCUUGCCCAGAGCUGUCACUCUCAAGGCAGCUCAGUGUGAGAAACACACUAGCUGAGCUAUUAUUUCUGAAAGUUUAGCGUACUUAUUAAUCACACUCCCAAUACUUCCAGUGCAAGCCAAUUAAAUGGAUUUGAUAUUCUGCCAUUCCUGGUAUACGGUAAAGUUACAUUUACAGUUAUGAGAAUUUUAGUAUUAAAAGUGCUACACUAAUAAAACAGAGAACAAUGUCUGACUUAGAGAAUUUUUCCAGUUUGCCAAGCUCUCUAUUUAGUGUCAAUAACCCUGGGAAUUUAAAAGGGAACUGUCACUUUCUGGGAUUGUUAAUAUCAGUUUCAUACUUCUAUAUUUAAGGAAAACUACAAGUACUAUAAACACUACACUGCGACCCAGCGGACCCCAGGUUAGUAGUCAAACAGUUCUUAAACAGUUUGACUACUAACAUUAGAAUGUAGAAGUGGUUAUGAUGCUUGAAAUGUUCCUUUAACAAAUAUGUGUUGUUGCGAUGUGUUUCAAAUAACAUUAAAUGUGACAAUCCAUGUAGUGUCUCCAUCUUGGCUCUCUAUCAUUCAUAGUUAUCAAUGUAGCCCUUAACUGUCAUUGAACAUAGUAAGUAGAAGAGGGGAAAGAGAAAUAGUAUUUCCAUUUUUAUCCUCAUUUGCAUUGUAUGUUCUGGCUGAAAUGGAUUGUAAUCUUUAAUAUUUAAAUUAGAUUUAUUCAAUGGUGAUUGAUCAUUUUUAUCCAAAAAGGGCCAAUCAGACAUGUUUUUCUUCUUCUAGGGCCAAGGAGUCUGUCAAGCAUUUCCAUGUCCAUCAGUCUGGGUCAUCCUACAAAUUCGGUUUUAAUGAGUUUGCGACAAUAAAAGACUUUAAGCAGCAUUUUGCCAAUCAGCCUUUGAUAGGAAGUGAAUCAGGUAUGCUUUGUAUUUUGGUGUUUAUCGUUUAUACAUUUCUUUACAUCAACCACAGCUAUAGAAAAUACUGACUUGUAUCGCAACUUAGGACAGUGAGUCAUUUAAAGAUUUAAAGGAUAAGGUUCUUGUUAACCAAGUAAGUUACUAAAAUAUCCCUUUCCUUUUUCUCACCUAUCCCUGAUAACACCAUCUUCAUUACUUCAACCUUACUACCCUCCCCUCUCUAUUCAUCCCAUGCACUCUACAUAUACCUUUCCAGCCUAUCUCCACCAACUCCUCCCGAAUCCUCUACAUACAUACCCUUCUACAAAACUUUAAAAUCCUACUCCCACCUUCACUUCUUUUCUAUCCUUCUGCUCCCAGCAGCUGGUGACGUCUCUCCAAACCCCGGUCCCAUCUCGGCAAACUCACCACAUACUAACCCAAGGAUCCACACUAAUCUCAUACCCAUCUCACGUUCCUCUAAAUCCUCCUUCAAUACUGCUCUCUGGAAUGCACGCUCUGUCUGCAAUAUUACUAAAUCCACUGCUGUCCAUGACUUCUUCAUCUCUCAUUCAAUAGAUUUACUAGCCUUAACAGAAACCUGGCUCUCCCCCUCUGACACUGCUACCCCUGCAUCUUUGUCCUUCGGCGGUCUUCAGCUUACCCACAACCCAUGCUUUUCAAACCCUUUUCUGCUAACAUUGCUGUUAUUUAUCGUCCCCCUGGUUCCCCUCUUCUUUUCUUUGACCACUUUGCUGCCUGGCUACCUUAUUUCGUCUCUUCUAAUAUUCCAUCCCUAAUUCUCGGGGACUUCAAUAUUCAAAUUAACCCACCUUUGACCUCUGCAGCCUCCAAACUACUUUUAAUUACUUCCUCUCUCGGGCUAUCACAGUGGGUUAAUUCUCCCACCCAUGUAGCUGGCAAUACCCUUGACCUAAUCUUCUCUUCUGCAUGUACAGUAGCUAAUAUCUGCAACACUCCAUUUCCUCUCUCUGAUCACCACCUCUUAUCAUUUGCUCUUGUGUACCCCCUCACCCAACAACCUCAGCCUAACCCUCCUCAACUCAGGAGGGACUAUAAUUCUCUUGAUUUCCAGCACGACUGCUGUCCAUCUCUUCUCUCUCCGGUCCUUCACUGGUCAUCUCUGCAUAUAACACUACCCUCACCUCUGCCUUGAACGCUGCAGCACCACUCCAAACAAGCACCUCGAGGAGGACCCGUCCCCAACCAUGGUAUACUAAAUCAACACGCUAUCUGCAAAGAUGCUCCUGUUGUGCUGAACGCUCCUGGAGGAAGUCUCACGCCCUGUCAGACUUUCUCCAUUAUAGACUCAUAUUGUGUUCAAACAGCACAGCCACUGCCCUUACCAAACAGUCCUACUUUUCCUCUUUCAUUAGUUCAUGCUCCCGCAAUCCCAGGCGUCUCUUUGACACCUUUAAUUCUCUUCUUCGUCCUGCUGUGACCACCCCCCAAACUAACCUUACUGCUGAUAACUUUGCAUUUUACUUUACUGACAAGAUUGAACAGCUAAGGAAAGAAUUCUCCCCUCUUUGCCAUUCUGUUUCUCAACCACACAUAGAUCAUGCCUUUCCUACCCUUCAGACAUUCUCCCCAGCUACUGACCAUGAGGUGGUUGCUUUUCUCUUUUCCUCUCGCCCCACCACUUGCCCGCUCGAUCCUGUCCCAUCUCACCUUUUUAGAUCUCUCUCCACUUGUCUCGUGCUUCCCUUAAUGCACAUCUUCAACUGCUCUCUCUCUUCUGGCAUUGUCCCUGCUGACCUUAAACAUGCCGCUGUACUACCUAUACUAAAAAAAAAUCCCUCGACCUGUCCACCCCCUCUAACUAUCGUCCCAUAUCCCUGCUCCCUUUUUCCUCAAAGCUUCUGGAAAGACUUGUCUUUACCCGUGUGUCUCAUUAUCUCAAUUCCAACUCUCUCCUUGACCCUUUUCAAUCUGGCUUCCGCCCUCUCCACUCGACUGAGACUGAGCUUAUCAAAGUUACUAAUGACUUAAUCGCAGCUAAAUCCAAAGGCCACUACUCCAUACUAAUUCUUCUUGACCUCUCUGCAGCCUUUGACACCGUUGAUCAUGCUCUCCUUCUUCAAACUCUUCAAUCACUUGGUCUCUGUAACUCUGUCCUCUCGUGGUUUUCCUCUUAUCUCUCCCAACGCUCAUUCAGUGUCUCCUUUUCUAAUGAUACCUCCUCCCCUUGUUCUGUCUCGGUUGGAGUCCCCCAAGGCUCUGUCCUUGGUCCCCUUCUAUUUUCUCUUUAAACUGCCUCUCUUUGCAAACUAAUUACCUCUUUUGGAUGCUGUAUGCUGAUGACACCCAGUUAUAUCUCUCCUCCCCGGACCUCUCCCCUGCCGUCCUGCAACGUGUCACUGCUUGCCUUUCUUCCAUAUCUGACUGGAUGUCCUCCCGCUUUCUGAAACUCAAUCUCUCUAAAACUGAGCUCCUUGUCUUUCCUCCUCCUAAUACUGAUCCUCCUCUUUCGCUCUCCCUUUAAGCUUGUGGUACCCACAUCAGUCCAUCCUUGCAAGCCCCCUGUCUUGGCAUCAUACUUGAUUCUGGCCUCACCUUUGAGCCUCACAUCCAGCAUGUUGCCAAAUCCUGUACAUUCCAUCUUAAAAACAUAGCCCGCAUCUGCCCCUUUCUUACACAAGAUGCUAAAAAGGAGCUUGUCCAUGCUCUAGUAAUUUCCCACAUGGAUUAUUGUAACCCUCUCCUGAUUGGUCUUCCCAAAAGCUGUACUGCACCGCUGCAGUCCAUAAUGAACGCUGCUGCCAGACUGAUUUUCCUCUCUAGUCGGUUUUUCCUCCUAUAGAAUGUAAGCUCGAUUGAGCAGGGUCCUCUUCAACCUAUUGUUCCCGUACGUUUUUGUAAUUGUCCUAUUAUAGUUAAAUCCCCCUCUCAUAAUAUUGUAAAGCGCUAUGGAAUCUAUUGGCGCUAUAUAAAUGGCAAUAAUAAUAAUAAUAAUAAUAAUAAUGAGUACUGAGACCACAUUCAAUUUGUAUUUAGUGCUUGCCCCUAAAGCAGAUUUAUAAAAGGUAAUCUAUAAUUGCACCACAUUCUUGGCAUUAUAACCCUAAAUGCGCAGCAGAGGUCAGGAUUGUACUUUACUGUGACACAGACAUGCACAAACCACACACAUUACAUUUUGAACUUUACCUUGAAUUCCAAGCACUCCUCACUUUAUUAUAUAACCGUUAUAGUGUUUACUCCAUUGGUACACAGUGCUUUUUUAAAAACACUUUAGAGUAAAUUAUAAUUCAGUCAAUUAUAUUUUCUGACUUUACUCUGGAAUCACACAACACGUUUCAAAGUGAUGACAAUUCAAAAUCCAUGGACUAUUUUACUGCCAUUAAUGCCAUCAAUAAAAAAAAAAAAAUAGUAAUUCAGUCAGAAAACAUUGUUAACUUACGACCUGGCCAAAAUCACGAUUUCAUAAUUAGGCUUUUAUUGUUGCACUUGAUAAACUGAUAUUGUUAAGAAAAAAAAAAAAACUAGCGCCUUCCCAGGCUUUUUGGUUACAUCACAGGUUGAAGGUUACAGGCAGUAAAAUAUUGAUGAUAAUAGGUGACAUUAACCUGUUGUGUUCCAUACCGACAUUACACCACAUGUGUGUGUUCUUACUAUCCUUUCAGGUAUCGUUCAAAAGUGUUUCUUGUAUUAUCAAUUUUUUUUAUAUAUGUUAUAUUGUAGUUAUAGUGUUCAUUAGGCUUGGAGAUUCAUUUUGCUUUGAAAUGUAAUUCAAUGGAAUUUGGACCAAUCAAAAGAUCAUUCAAAUUACCAAACACUGAGCUGAAUGUAGCUGAGUCACAAACUACAAAAUGCUCAAAGGGUGAGCAUGUCGCCUUGAUUUAUGAUUCUAAAUUUCACCAAUGGCGCCAAAAAAGAAAAUGAUUUAUGGGGAAAAAAUACGAUGGUUAAGGGACAGUCACUAGAUGUUAAUUCUUUUCACAGUUAUUCAAGUGGGAAGUGAGCAGUAGAUGGGAAAAGGUGGAGUAGUAAAAAUAUAAAAUCUGUAUUUAUAUAUUAUACAUGCAAUAAAUAUAUAUAUAUAUAUAUAUAUAUAUAUUUUUUUUUUUUUUUACAGCUUCUCCUGUUUUUCAUUCUAUUGGUUGCUCACUUGAUCUGUGAACCAACUGGUGGGAAAAUGUACCUAUUGGUCUUCUGUAAUAUAUAUUCAUAAUAUUUAUCUUGAUUGCCCCUUUUUCUCACCCUUUUGGUUUGUCUGAAUCAUUUUUCUCCAAAUCCGUUUUACCUAAAACCACUUCAUAGCCAUUUCAGAAUGCGGCAGUGGUUAUUGUGCCACUCUCAAAUGGUUUAACUAUUAACAUUGGGGGGGAAAAAACAUGUAACUCAUGGUACCAUAACCACUUCAAAGUACUGUAGGGGUUAUGGUGCUUAGAAUGUUCCUUUAAAUCUGUAGCCAGAAGAUAUUUUGAUUAAGAUAUUUCUCUUAAUCAAUGAGCUAUCUCUCUGGAAAUACCUAUUAAAUCUUGGAUUGUCCAUAAUUUCUAUCUGAACAUUGCCUUACUGGAACUUCACAUCAGUUGAACAAAUUAAUGAACUUGCUAUACUUAAAAAAAGACUUUAAUUUAAAAGCUGCAUUUCACGUCACAUUAUAGUACACUACAACAAACAGAGCAUAGAUGGCACUAAUGGGAAAAAAUGAGUAAUUCAAACAAAGGUGACUCAUUUAUACGAAUCAAAUAAUGCACUGCAUAACUAUUAGAGAGAUUAAAACAAAAAGCGGGAGAUUUCUUACAGAACAAAACCGGAAAUACAGGAAUAGUAUUCACAUAGUGUAUUCACAUAAUGUACCCAAGCAGCAUUUAUAGUACACAUUAAUUUAUACAAAUCAGCUGUCUGACCUUCCACAUUAAUUAGCACUUCCUCUGCAGCCUGAGAUAUAUAGGUCAUGUCAUAAUAAUGGAAAGUCCUGUUAGGUCAAUCUGUGCCAUAUUUGCUCCGUAGCGAAGGCUUGGCAGACUUGACACGUUUUCUUUAAAAUACUAAGCACAUGACACACAAAUGAUAAUGUGUGUAAUAGUUUCACCUUUAAAAGGUAUCCCAUAGUCUAAUGAUAUUAUAUAUCACAUAUACAUGAAAACAUACAAACGUGCUUAUGUCUUCAUGAUAUAUUGAAUUAAUAUAGUUUUUUUUAGAAAACAGGAAAAAAAUACAUAUUUCAUGAAAGUUAGAUUAAAAAAAAAAUGGAUAAAAUUGUUAUCCAUACCAAUGAAGUUACUGCAUCACCCUAGUAAAUACUUUAGCAGUGUUUACUGCGCAGGAUAACAUAGUAGAGGUAAGUAAAAUAACUUAUAUCAACUGUACUUCGACUUUGACACCCGAUGAUGCCUCGCCAUCUAUGAGAGAAAUGCUGAAUGCCUGAAUUUGUCCGGCAAAGCAUGAAAAUUUAAAUAAAAUACUGUAAUCUAUAUAGUAUUUUGUUUUUUAAUUUAGUAGCAUAACCAAUAGCUGACCUUUACUUACCUAGCUAUUAGAUUGUGCUAAAUUUAUAGAAGUGACAGUUCCUCUUUAAAGCAGGACAGAACUCAGUGUUCUCUAGAAAGAAAAUAUGUAUUAAAAUAAAAUAAAAAUGGGAUAAGAAUUAAAGUAUAUGAUAGAGUUAAUUACUAGAUAGCGAAGAGUAGAGAAUUCAAAAGGGGAUUUAAAUUGUAGACCAAAAUAGCUGAAAUGCAAACAUCCUCAUAUUCAUCUAACUAUCCAGUUCAGCUAUAUUUGCCUAAAAUAUAACUCCCUGGUAAAUCCUCAACAGGCCCCAGUUUGUUGAAUCACCACAGUCAGUAUUUUGGAGGUAAUCAGUGUGUAUUAUAAAGCUACAUCUGUGUUUUUAGUGUUUAGUGCUACAGCUCAAGCAACAUUUAUGGGUGGCUGAACGCCAGCACUGAGUGGGCGGCUGAGCUCUACCCAUUCAGCCUCUGUGCUUUUGAAACUGACAGCCAGGAUAGUGUUUUUGUGAGAUGUGAACACCUGUCUGUUGAGAACUGGACGCAGACCAUAAACCCAUUGCACACAGGUCACAAAACAGCUGUCAGCCACUGCUAAUUUUAUGCCAGGCUUAAUCAGGGUCAAAUUUGAAGCUGAUUCCUAAAGUUUAAAGUUGGUUUAUAAAGCUGUCUGCACGUUAACCUCUUCUAGUGAUGGAAAGUCCAAUGACACACUAAAUAGUAAAUUCAGAUUCAUCUUUCUGUUCAUCAGAUUGCUUCAUCAACCUGUCCCCAUUAAUGCAUGGUGUUCUAUAUGACAGACAACAUGAAGCUGAUAUAUACAAGAGGGGGAGAGGAACUUGCCCAAACUUGUUUCCAUUAUUAUUUUUAUAUGCAAGAACAAUAUCCAGAGUGGAGACCAGCAUUGAAUUCCGCAUAAAUGCAAUUUUUUCAGAAAACCAUAAAAUAUGGUACAUAUACAAAACAUGUUUUUAACCCUUUAAGGGACACUCCACUGGCCAAAUACAAAAUAAGUAAAAAUCACUGUUUAGUAGAUAUACCCCUAAUGAAAACUCAUAUAUAAUUAAUUAUGCAUUUUUUUCAUUGGUGUUAUAUCUAAAAACAGCUUUCAAAAACUGCAAUUCUCUUGUCUGCUGUCUUUGCAAACCGUCCUCUUCUAAACCCCCCCGACUUAAUUUCCAAUCACAGAUUCACAAUGCAAGGCAGGUGCUCUGGGCAAUUGCUGCCUCUGGAGUUCAGUUCAAAUAAGCUAACCAAACAGGGUUGGGUACUCAGUAUAAUUUAUAAAAAAGUGUCAAUUUCUUUUAAAAUUUGCACUAUUUCCAACAUGAAAAAGGAGGACACACUCUUAUAACAAAGCUUUUCAGCAAGCUAAAGUGUUUUAGGGGUCUGGAGUGUCCCUUUAACACAUAGUCACUCCAAACGUGCUUGGAUUACAACUACCCUCAAGCUUUGGAAGUAAUUGAUAUUUUAUAUUAUGUUAGUAUUUGAUGACUCUGACAACCUUUUCCUCAGGAUAUAAUGUUACUCUCAACAGAGAAUACAUAAGAAAUAGAAUCAUUUCUGUUACCGUGUAUAUAGUAUAUUACUAUCUCUUAUUUUAAGUCUUAAAUUGUUUUUUUUUGUUUUGUUUCAAAUCCUGUACUGCAAUGUACUGCUCAAAACUCUAUUGAGCAGUAUGACUUGAUAAUGUGCAGUGAUUUAUCAAUCUUGGGAAGGCACCUAUACAAACCUUUCCCUGCAUGCCUCAGUCUGAUGUGAGUCAUUCCGUGAAUAGUAGCUGAACCAUUUAUUCUUCCCCUUCCAGGUCUUCAAAUGUUAGUCAAUGAGUUAGGGAGAGAAAGACAUUGUCUCUCCCCACUAUAAAGUCUACCAAUAAUGGAAGAGAGACACAAUUACUGACAGCAGCAACCAACAGUGGCUGCUGAGGGCAAUGUGACUCACACCGAUUAUGAAUAAUACAUAAGAGGGAAGAAUAAGCCUAACAAAGGGAGCAUUGUUCAGGUAUACCUUAAAGUUUGCACAUUAUGUUUUAUUUAUUUACAAACCCUUUUCAGAAAUGUUGGGGUGAAAAAAUAUUUUAGAAAUAAUAUUGCUGGCCUUGUUUAGACUGUGAACCUGUAACAAAUAUGGUUAUUUUAUUUUAUUUUUUCAAGAAGUUAAGUGUUAUAUUUUUUGGGUGAGUGUUGCUUCCUAAAAGUGCCACCAGAAUGUAAAAAUAUUUCCAGGUGGGCAUAAGAACUACAUACAGGAGGUACAGUUACUAAAUUAUCACUAGGCAUCGACCAUACUGGGCUGAUACUGAAGCCUGCAAAGAAAUCCUGUAAUAUGAGCAAGGCUCUUCAACAUCAUCUCUUGUCCUUGCUAGAAUACAGCCAUAAAUAUAUACCUAUAAAAGCUGCUGUAUAGCGUGAGAUUAAAAGUACAGACGCACUGAAGAGUUGCACACUGUAUAGAGUCUUGGCACAGACUUUUUGUUUUUCUGCUGUUACACUACCCUGGGAUAAAGAGUUUAUGGACUAAAUUAUUGUAUUGCUUUUAUCUAGGUUUGAAAGUGAAGAGGUCAAAAAGCCCAUAUUAACCUUUGUUUGUGGAGAAUUAAACCAUUUUUUUUUACUGAGUUUGUUCUAUGCCUUUUAAUGUUGUGACUUGUGAAGCUUUCAUUAUAUGUUUGUACUUACAUUAACAUGCUACAUAGUCAGUGGGAUUAGCCGAGAAGAUUUAUGACUGUGCUUUGAACUGUACAGGAAAUGACAAUUUGUUUUCUGUUCUAAUCUGGCCCUGAUAUAUGGUGUUGCAUAAGACGUGUAACCCAAAGGUCCUUGGGCAAAGAAGGCAAAUGGUAAUAACAGAUCUCUCUGACUUAUGCAAAUUAAAUUUCUCUUGGAUGCUAGCUUGAAAUGGUCAAUUUACAGUUUUUGGUUUUUAAACAAAGAGAAUGUUUAUCUCUUUCAGCCUUGCCUACCAUUCUGUUAAUGGGCAUGUAUAAAUAUAAGAUGGUCUAAAAUAAUUUUUUUACUUUUUUUUUUAAUUGGAACAUCAGUGAGCCUGUUCUAAAAGUAAGCACAGUUUUAAUAGUGUAUAGAGCUGCAAUGUGAUGAUAGACUAGCAUAGUGACACCACUUCCAUGUAGUUAACCUAUCAAUGAAUGUAAAUAGAUGGACCUGAAUAAUCUUUCUGACCUACCGAUCCUGUCUUAGUGGUUACUAAAUGACCUGUCCUAUAACAUCACAGUAGUCUUAAAACAAAAUCCAUUGUGGAAUAGAAACCCCACACUAAAUCAAAGUAGGUAGUUAUUAAAAACAAAAUUAAUUUUACUUUAAAGGGCACUCUAAACAUUUUAAUUCCAUUAUACAGUUUAUGAAUUAGAAAAAAAAGAUACAUUAAAGUUUCAGCAGCUGAUGAUAAACAACAGUCAAACAGCAACAGCAAUGAGUCCAUUCUUGACUAGAAUGCGACUCCACCAAUCUUGUUCUUCUCAUUCAGUGUGCAACCAUGGUUUGGGAAUGCCAUACAAAUAUGUCUAUAAUCAGAAGAGAAUGUAUAGCUUCCUCCUCUGUUAUACAGAGUGGGGGUGAUGAAACAGUCAUGUAGCUGCAAGUGCUUGGGAAUCCCUCAGCUUUUUUCAAACCUUUUGAAAGCAAGUUCAUAGAAAGAAUGGUUUGACUUCUAACUUAGAGGUUGAAGGGGCCCUUAUUUUAGCUCCUUUCAGGUUUGUCCUGCAGUGGACACUGAGAGAGUUUUGGACUCUCCUUAAAUGGUUUGACCUACUAAUGUGCUCUCUGCAACACAAAAAAUUCGUGGACAUCAACGGAACACAACAUUGGUGGAUUAUCAUAAUGGGAUCCUUUCUAUCGAAAAAGGAACUCCUUCACAAUAUCCAGCCAAGUGAAGAACACCCUUCAGGAGGUAGGCAUAUCAUUACUCAAUUCUACCAUAAAGAGAAGACUUCAAAAAUACAAAGGGUACACCACAAGGUGCAGACCAUUCUUAAGCCUCAAGAAUAGAAAUGCCAGAUUAGACUUUGCCCAAAAAUAUCUAAAAAGCGAGCAUAGUUCUGGAACAGCAUUCUUUGGACUGAUGAAACAAAGAUCAACCUGUACCAGAAUUAUGGGAAGAAAAAAAUAUGGAGAAGGUUUGGAAAUGCUCAUGAUCCAAAGCAUACCGCAUCAUCUGUAAAACAUGGUGGAGCCUGUCUGAUGGCAUGGGCAUGCAUGGCUUCCAUUGGCACUGGGUCACUAGUGUUUAUUGAUAAUGUGACAAAAGACAGAAACUGCCAGAUGAAUUCUGAAGUGUAUAGGGAUAGAGUGUCUGCUCAGAUUCAGCAAAAUUCUGCAAAGUUGAUUGGACAGCUCUUCACUUUACAGAUGGACAAUGAACCAAAAGAUACAGCGAAAGCAACCCUGGAGUUUUUUAAGGCAAAGAAGUAGAACAUUCUGUAAGUCGACUGAGCCGAGUUUGAGCUGCAUUAAAGAACACUCCAAUUACCAUAACUACUACAGCAUGCUGUACUAGUUAUGGUACCAUUAGCAUACCUCCCAAAAUUUCAAAUGGACAAAGGGGGACUUUUUAAUUUUAGGGGCUUGAGGGCCGGUGUGUUCAGGGGUGAAGCUAUUCUGUGAAAUUUUAAGUGACUUAUUAAUAACAAUUUAUAUAUUUAGAACAAGAAAAAAUUAUCUUAUUUUCACAGACUAAUUACUAAAUGCCUUUAUUGUAGUUUAAAGAAACAUUACUUUGAACAUUUUUGCUGUACGGCUCUUUUAUGCACUAAAAAAGAAUACCUAAAUGGAGAUCCUAGAAAAAAGGGACAUUCGUAUAGAAGAAAGGGGCAGAGGAAUUUUGGCCCAAAAUACAGACACUUGGGAGGUAUGCAUUAGUGUCUUUACCCCGCUUUCCCACCCAGUGUAAAUAGUCAAACUGUUUUCUAAUGAACUGACUUCUUAUCUGUGGUAUGUUGGGCUAAGCUCAGCUGGCAGGGCUAAGCUUAUUUGCUAAGAGCCAUCAGCUGAUGCUCAUAGCCAAUAAACAAGUGGGGCACUGCUAAUAGAAGCUAAUGUAAGACUCUCACUUCCUGCUUAGAGGAGGCAACGACUCUAAGCACCUCCUCCCCCCCGUACUGCCUUGGUUAGUGGGGAGCACCAAUGCACUAAUGGUACCAAUACAGUAAAAAAGCACUGCAGUUGUUAUGGUGCUUGUAGUGUUCCUAUAAAUGUGUGAGUAGGAGAUAUUACAACUGGCUUUCUUAAAUAAUGAAUUACAGCUCAGGAAAUACCUAUUAAUUCUUUGAGCCUAAUUUGUAUCUGCCUUAAGGGAACUCCUGUUGACUUUACUUAAUCAAUUAACUAGCUACAACAUGUCAAAGAAAGUUAAAGGUAAAUUAUGGUUGAACAAACCCAUAACUCAAAGUCUAGGUUUUGUUUUGGUCCAGAACUUGGACAUUUGUCUCUGUUCUUAUGGGGUUUAAAUUAUUUUCAGUUUCCUAAAAUCUGGUUAGUAAAAACAAAUAUUUGAAGAACCUUCAUAGACACGUGAGCGCCAUCUGUUGGUUGAAUCAUUAUGUUUAAAACGUUCACUUGCUUCUGUGAAAAUAUAUAUUUUUAAAUACAUGCACUUAAUGUACUUAACUUCUAUCUAUUAUUAUUGUUAUUUUUUAGGGAAUGCCAAUAUAGUUCAUAGUAUUCAAAAGCAAACAAAUAAAUUAAGACUGUUAGGUAAUCAUGAACAAGUAUGGGGAGUCAUAAACAGAAGAGCUGGCAAUCUAUCUUCCAUAAUUCAUAGAACUUUUCAUAGAACCCUUUACUUAUUGAACUUCAUUAUAUCUCUUUCAUGUUGAUAGCAUGCAGUAUGCAUUAUUUAAUACUUCAGCCCUGCUUUUAAUUUAAAACUGGCUAUGCUCUGACCAAAAGGUUAUAGUGCUGGAAAUAUUAUACCACUCUGAUUCAUGGGAUUGAAACGAUGUAACAUCAUUCAGCACUUCAAUGAUCUAGUCAUUUGAUAAACUAGGUGCAUGAAUCAGCAGUUUUUCCAGAAAUCAUAUACCAUGAUCCAUGUCUUACUGCUGAACCCAAAGGAACUCUUGCACUUUACCUACUUGGAGGAGCUAGAAUGGACUAGCAGGGGAAAUUAUCUCACUGCAAUAAUUAAAUUGUAGUCACGGCUGUAGCUUAAAUUUAAGUAGAACAAGACAAUGAAAAUCAGUCUGACAUGUCUGUGUAGGUGCCAAUAUCAAAACUGAUGAAACAGGCAUCUUUGUAUAGUACGGGAAUUGUGCAACACAUCCUGGUCUGUUCAAAUAAAUUUUAGUUUUAUUCUCACUGUGUCUUAUCUUCCACUACAGGAACCUUGAUUUUACUAAAAUACCCUUACCCUCGGGAAGUAGAAGAGCCUUCGAUAUAUGAGUCCGUGCGAGUCCAUACAGCUAUGCAGACGGGGCGUUCUGAAUCAGAUCUUGUGCCUUUGGCACCCUCAGUAAGUUGAUUAGCCAGUGUCAGUCUCAUAGUCUUUUACAUUUAUUUAAAACUCCAAUUUAGCGUUACCCUAUUGAUUUUAAAGACUGUUUCACCAGCAGAGAAUCCGCAGAAAAUGAACAUUUAAAAAAAACCUUGUGAUGUAUUUUAAAAUGGCUUCUUUGCCUGUCGCACAAAUGUCUAAAUAAUAAAUGUGCUUCUAGAUCUGAAUUCUAUGAGUUUGUAGAAAUCUACAGACUUGACUAAGCCAGCCCUAAAAGCCUCAAAAGUAGUGUUGUUGUCAAUACAUACUUGAUCCUCUUAGAUAGGUGGCUCCCUGGAACCUUCUUACUAAUAUAAUUUAAUGAAUACAAUUAAUCUUCCCCCUUUGGUUAUUUGUAUAUUCCUGAUCCCCUGUUGUCUGUGUUAGAUGUUAGAGAAACUCUUUGUUCUUAAGUUCUUAUAGUUAAAGGACAACUAUAGUGCCAGGAAAACAAACUCAUUUUCAUGGCACUAUAGGGUCUUUAGAUCCCCCCCCCCCCCACCCUGAGGGUCCCACUCUCGCCGGGCAGAAGGGGUUAAACUCUUACCUUUCUCCAGCGCCGGGCUCCUUCAGCUCUGGGGAACCCUCCUCCCUCUUCUGACGUCAGCGCUGAAUGCACAUGCGCGGCUCUUGCAUUCAAUCAGUCCAUAGGAAAGCAUUUCUCAAUGCUUUCCUAUGGACGUCAUAAUCUUCUCACUGUGAUUUUCAGUGAGAAGCACGGAACGCCUCUAGCGGCUGUCAAUGAGACAGCCACUAGAGGCUGGAUUAACCCUAGUGUAAACAUAGCAGUUUCUCUGAAACUGCUAUGUUUACAGCUGCAGGGUUAACCCUAGAUGGACCUGGCACCCAGACCACUUCAUUGAGCUGAAGUGGUCUUGGUGCCUAUAGUGGUCCUUGAAUGGGAUGGAAGUAAAGCAACACUUUUGUACUCUUCCCUUUAAUGUAAGCGAUAGGUAGAAGCCCCAACACUAACAGCUGAAAAAAAAUAACCAGUACUGCUCAGUUAUGGUCAGAGGGUACCCAUGGAUACACAUUAGUAAAUAGGACAUAUAUUGGGUCUGCCUUCUAGCUUUAACUGACUCACAGGCAUAUGUAGGCAGAUAUGUCAGAUGGUAAAUUACGGCCCCGUUGAGUUAGCAUAUCAUAUUAAGUCACUUUUUGUAACUGAACAAUAUUCUGCAGUAUUUACUUAAUGAGACAAAGUAUCAACAGAUGUGAUGAAGGAACAAUCCAAUAAAAUAUGUAUAAUAUUUAGUUGGAAAUGUGUUGUAUUAUGAAUUAUACAUAGCUUUUAUUUUUGUUUGUUUCAGCUUGGUACAAAAGAAGGAUAUCUCACAAAACAAGGUGGACGAGUAAAGGUAAUUAUAAAUAUAAAUAUAAAUAUAUAUAUAUAUAAUGUGUGUGUGUGUGUGUGUGUGUGUGUGUAAAAAGAGUGCAAGUAAAAACAUUUAAAUUAGGUUCUUUUUUCCCAGUAAGUGUUCUGCAAAUAGACAGGAGAAAAAAAAUGAACAACAGGCCUAAAAGUAUGGUCACAAAUGUAAAAAGUAUGGUGCAAUUUAUGGGAGGGCUGAAUGAGCAUUAGUUACUGUUAGAUGUCACAAUGGGAAAUAUUUAUCAAAAUGUUGUUCUCUGAAUUGUGCUGCAAUGUUGUAAACUAGUGUGACCUCCCAAGCAAUGUGGCCUGGCACAUACCAUAUUUUGGAUGUUGUUUUCUGUGACUUUACAACAGCUAGCUCUGUAUUUACAGUGUGUCUGCCCUCUAGUGUCUGUGCAUGGUAAUCACAUUAAGACAUCUGAGUCAACAGGGUCACUCACUAUCACUACAGUUACUACAGGUAGGGCAGCAUUUGGAAAAUACAAUAAUCGCCACUUUAUUUAUUUCAGAACUGGAAAACUAGAUGGUUUAUUCUGAGUCGGAAUGAACUUAAAUAUUUCAAAGACCAGCUGGUAAGUUGUGUUUGUGUCUCAACCAUAUAAAGCUGGUUAGAGCUGUGGUAACAUCAUUGCCUUAGAACUGGUCUGACCAGGUUUAAAUCUUGGUCAGACCACCUCACCAAUAAAUAUCUAUGAGUAAGACACCCAACAGCUAAUAUCUACCUACCUCAAAUCUUCAUACAUUGUAAGCUCAUAUAAAAAGGGCCUGCUUCACCCUCUAAACAUUCUCUUCCUAUAAGUGUAUGUUGGCACUUUAUAAAUAAUAAUGAACUGCAGGUAUUUUUCCACACAUUGAUCUGUAUUUUAUCAAAGUUUCAAAUUUAAGGUCAAAAUAGCCACAUUUGAAAAGGCAAUGCUUCUCAAAGAGCAUCAGGCAGUGUAACCACCAAUAGGAAGAUUAUCUUCUUGAGGGUAUAAAAGUAUUUCUGUUUUGGAAUGAUCAUACGAUCUGAUGUAUAUUCUGCUAGUAAAAAGGCUUAGUAUGCCCAUUUGUCCCCACAUCUUUACAAAAUCAGAAAUAUCAAAUCUUAUUGUCUAGUUUGAAGAACUGCAAACUGAUGCCUUAUGACAGUUUUUAAAAGUUCCAUCUAUCCUGUGCAUCUCGAAAAAUCUCUAAAUACAUUAAUCAGAAGUUCCUGUUUACAGUCUUGUUCUGAUCUAGAGAAUCAAAUGAUUUAAGAAGCACUGACACUUUCUCUCCAAUCUAAGCACCAUAGAUAAAUUAUAUAUCCAUUAUUCUUUUUGCAACCUAUUUUGUUAUGCCCAAUGCCUUUGAUCUGAAGACCCUCUGUGUUGAGAAUCAUACAGAAUCAUAGUAUUCCAUGUGUGUGCCAUCAGAAAAAUCCCAAUAACGGACAAAACCUAAAGGCUUAACUUGUAGAUGAAGCUAGCUGUUCAUGUGAAAUGGAGACAAUUGGAUUCUGCAGCUGUAGCCACAAUAGUCCAAUAAAGAUUUCAUACAAAAAUAUCUGUCAGAAGAUGGUAUUAACGAGGCUGAAUGCCUAAAAGCAAAAGUCAAUGUGUUUUAUCCAAUCCUAGGACUUUACCAAGAUCAAACCGGUCGUUUGACCUUGACAGAUAUUUUUGUAUGAAAUCUUUAUUGGACUAUCGGAAAUAGUUCUGUUUUUAUUUUGCUUAAUCAAAUAAAUGACUGAACAAUACCUUUUUGUGCUGAAUUGUCUGAAAAAUAUAGUCAAUUAUUAUUCAACAUGAUGCCUCCCAGCUUUUACAAUACUUUCAUGGUUACAAUUUUUAGGCUUGGCUUUUUCCAGAGCUGGCUGCUUAUUUCUUAAAUCUUAUAAUACAUGUUCAGGGUGUAUUCAUUUUUUUAUUUAUUUUUUUAGCUUUGAACCUAACAUUGAAAUUACUUUAACUUGUGUUAACCCUUUUUUAUUACAUGCAAUGUUUGUUUUAUUUCAAAUUAUAUUAACAAUUUAGCAAAUAACAUCAUAAUCCAGUUCGGACAAGGCAAACUUUGCAAAUGAAAAGGAGCAAUAGAAACACUGUUUUAUUUCUCCUCUUAUCUAUGAUUUUUCUCUGCUGACUGGCAGGGGCAAAGUACAGAGCUUAUAAUAAUGACUGACGGAGAGCUCACAUGGAGACAUCCUGUUACUGCAUAAAGAGAUGUGGACAUACUGGUACAAUAUAGGGAUAAAUAAACAUUAUAUUAAGAACUUAAGAAAAACAAUAGUUCCCCUCUAAGCCUCAUAGAUGCAUUUAAAAGUAAUGUAUAGUUUCAUAUGAAAAUCAUAUUAGAUAUGUAUGUCAAGUCCUAACCUAGAUUAUAAUACCACCACUUUGAUAAACUGUAAAUUUGAGGCAAAAAUCCAGAUUAGCUAUUUUUCCUUUGCCCGUCAUUUUGACCAAAUUAGUGCUCACCAAGAUAAAGGUAAAAUAAUGGAUUUCCUCUGCCUUGGUUACCGCUAAUCUCUUAUCUCUUUACCCUUGCAGUCCCCGGAGCCAAUACGGACAUUAGACCUUUCAGAGUGCAGUGCUGUACAGUUUGACUAUUCACAGGAGAAAGUCAAUUGUUUCUGGUAAGUGUAUGGUAACAUCAUUUUGGUUCUGACUCUGUAGUGCUUUUUAAAACCUGACUACAAACCCAUAGUUUAAAUAGACAGUAACUAAAAUGUAUUGUCUAUAUAAUAAAAUGAGGCAACUUAACUUGAUACAAUUUCAUUUCAUGUAAGUCACUGAAAAUCUUCAGAAAAUGAAGCUUGAGCACAAUCAACGUAAAAGUCUUCUACGUUCGUGUUCCUUUUCUUUCUUAAUUCCUCUGACAUGUUUUGCCUUAAACUGAGAAUUGUUGUAAUUUGAUAUAUUUUAUAGUAUUUCCUCUUUUUUAGUCUUACUUGUUUUUCAAAGAUUUAAGGUGUCCAUUAUUUUAUACGAAAAGGUAAUUAAUGUUGUAAAAUAAUUCAGAAAUAUUUACUUUUGAAGGACUCACUCAACUUAAAACCACCAGAAACAUUUACAAAGUCAAAUAAAUUCAGACGCCUUAGUAAGGGUACCAUUCCCUGAAAAUAGGAAUGUACUGGAUGGUUAGAUCAGAAUGUUUUGCAGCCAAAAGUCAGAUUGAUGUAGAGCUAAAAAAAUAUGUUUGCAUUGAGAAUAUUUUUAUUUUGUUUAUUCGCAGUUUGGUGUUCCCGCUAAGAACGUAUUAUUUUUGCGCGAAAACAGGGGCAGAGGCUGAUGAGUGGAUUAAGAUUUUAAGAUGGAAAAUGGUAAGUGCUUCAUAGAUGCUACUGCUGUGAAAUGAACCUUGCAGCUUACAGUUAGAAUAAACUAGGAAAAUUGCUAUAUUCCUAUUUGGGAUCCCAAUCACUCUACAGAUAUCUCGCUAGGAUCUUUGUGUUUUAGGUGAGGAAAUUAAUAUUAGUCCCAUCUACUUUCUAUUCUUACAGGUAUGUGCAAUUCUCAUUGUCUAUUCUAUUGUACUCUUUACAUAGAAAAGACAGGGAAGGCAAGAAAGGGGGAGGGGUGGUCCUGUAUGUUAAUGAUAGCAUAAAAUCUAGCCUAAUAAAAGUUAGUGAGGCGAACAUAGAGUCCGUUUAGGUUACGUUAGAAUUUGGUAAUCACACACUAACUUAUGUAGGUGUGAUUUAUAGGCCACCAGGACAAAUAGAAGAGUUAGAUAAUAUACUAGUUGAGGAAAUAGCUAAAAUGACAGUGAAGGGGGAAGUUAUCAUCAUAGGUGGCUUUAAUCUUCCUGAUGUGAACUGGAAAACCAAAAUAGCUGCUUGUACCAGGAGUACACAUAUUCUAAACUCCCAACUGGAAUUGUCUAUAAAACAAGUCGUUGAGGAGCCAACUUGUAAAGAGGCCAUACUAGAUUUAGUGUUAACAAAUGGAGAUCUGGUAUCAGAUAUUACUGUAGGUGAAAGUUUAGGAUCCAGUGAUCAUCAGUUAGUGUGGUUUAAUAUAAGAACAGUGACUGAGUCACACCACACAAAGAAAAAAGUUUUAGACUUUAGAAAAACAGACUUUUCUAAAAUUAGAAUAUGUGUAAAGGAGUCAUUAUCAGACUGGAGCAAUUUAAAUGGAGUCCAAGAGAAAUGGGAUUAUGUAAAAGUAGCACUGCUGAAGGCAACAGAAAAAUGCAUUAGGCUUGUCAGUAAAGGCAAAAAAAAAAUCAAGAAACCACUGUGGUACUCUGCAGAUGUGGCCAAAUAGUAAAAACAAAAAGUUAGCAUUUAGUAAUUAUAAAAAAAAAAAAACAGAGUGAGGAAGAUAGACAGAUCUAUAAUAUUAGGCAGAAAGGGGCUAAGCAAAUUAUAAGAGCUUCCAAAUCACACACAGAAGAGAAAAUAGCACAGUCAGUAAAAUAUGGGGGACAAAACAUUUUUAGAUACAUAAAUGAGAAAAGGAAAGUAAAACAAGGAUUAGUUAGAUUAAAAACAAAAGAAAGAAUGGAUGAAGAAGAGGCUAAAGGUCUAGCUGACUGCCUCAAUGAAUAUUUUUGUUCAGUAUUUACAGAUGAAAAUGAAGGAAAGGAGCCCCAGUUAGGAAUAAGGAAAAAUUAGUCAUUUAUUACAUGUGAGUUUACAGAGGAAGAGGUUCUAUUUCAACUGUCAAAAGUAAAGAGAAAUAAGUCAGUGGGACCUGAUGGAAUACACCCAAAGUUAUUAAAAGAGCUUAGUGGUGUACUAGCAAAACUAUUAACAGAUUUAUUUAACCAAUCAUUGUUAACAAGAGUAGUCCUAGGAAAUUGGAAGUUAGCACGUUGUGCGCAUUCACAAGAAAGGUAGUAGGGAGGAGUCAGGCAACUAUAGGCCAGUAAGCCUUACUUCAGUAGUGGGAAAAGUAAUGGAAACCUUAUUAAAGGAUAGGAUUGUUUAACAUCUUAAAUCACAUGGAUUUCAAGAUCAGAGACAACAUGUGUUUACUUCAGGGAGAUCAUGCCAAACUAAUCUUAUUGAUUUUUUUGACUGGGUAACUAAAAUAAUAGAUCAGGGUGGUGCAGUAGACAUUGCUUACCUAGUAAGGCUUUUGACACUGUUGCUCAUAGAAGGCUUAUCAAUAAACUGUAAUCUUUAAAUUUGGAUUCCAAUAUUGUUGAAUGGGUAAGGCAGUGGUUGAGUGAGAGGGUUGUAGUCAAUGGAGUAUAUUCGAAUCAUGGGCUUGUCACCAGUGGGGUGCCUCAGGGAUUUGUACUUGGACCCAUUCUCUUUAAUAUUUUUAUUAGUGAUAUUGCAGAAAGUCUUUAUGGUAAGGGAUGUCUUUUUGCUGAUGAUACUAAGAUAUGUAACAGGGCUGAUGUUCCAGGACAGAUAAGCCAAUUGGCAAAUUAUUUAGGUAAACUAGAAAAAUGGUCAGAGUUGUGGCAAAUGACAUUUAAUAGGUGUAUAGGUGCAAGAUAAUGCAUGUUCCACGUAAAAACCAAAGGGAAGAGUACAGAAUAUUUUAUAGAGUCCUAACCUCAACAUCUAAGGAAAAGGAUUUAGGGGUGAUUAUUUCUGAUGACUUAAAGGUAGGCAGACAAUGUAAUAGAGCAGCAGGAAAUGCUAGCAGAAUGCUUGGUUGUAUAGGGAGAGGUAUUAGUAGUAGAAAGAGGGAAGUGUUCAUGCCAUUGUGCAGAACACUGGUGAGACCUCACUUGGAGUAUUGUACGCAGUACUGAGGACCGUUUCUCCAGAAGGAUAUUGAUACUUUAGAGAGAGUUCAGAGAAGGGCUACUAAACUGGUUCAUGGAUUGCAGGAUAAAAUUUACAGGGAAAGGUUAAAGGAACUUAACAUGUAUAGCUUGGAGGAAAGACGAGACAGGGGGGGAUAUGGUAGAAACAUUUAAAGGAACACUAUAGGGUCAGGAACACAAACAUGUAUUCCUGACCCUAUAGUGUUAACACCACCAUCUAGCCCCCCUGGGCCCCUCAUGCCUCCAUAAAUAGUAAAAAUCUUACUGCAUUUGAGCCAGAAGCUGUAACUCUGCAUGCGGUUUGCCUAAAAAAAAACAAAAAAAAACAGUCUGCUGACCUUAUCAGAAGUGGUAGCCUGAUCCAAUCACAGUGCUUCCCCAUAGGAUUGGCUAAGACUAACAAAGAGGCAGAUCAGGGGCAGAGCCAGCAUGAUUCAAACACAGCCCUGGCCAAUCAGCAUCUCCUCAUAGAGAUGAAUUGAAUCAAUGCAGGCCCGGACUGGCCAUCGGGCACACCGGGCAAAUGCCCGGUGGGCCGCGGUGUCCGUGGGGCCGAGGCCGGCAGGGGAGGUCCCAGGAUCUCCCCUGCCGGUCUAUGCAGGGCCGGCACUCUCCGAGCACCGGCCCCGCUGUCUUCCAUGGAGGGCCGACGGGGAGAUCAAAGAUCUCCCUCACCGGCCCAUUUAAAUAGACCUGCGGCUGGGGAGGGAGGGAGAGGACCCGGCGGAGCUCUGUCUUGCAGCUCCGCCGGGUUUCUCUCGCGAGAUCCGGAGCGUUGCCAUGGCAACGCCCCGAUCUCGCGAGAGAGUUCACUCACCACUGGACCACCAGGGAUGGUGUGCGAGUGCCGGUGCCCCCCCUCCCAGCUACCACGUGCCUGUCCCCCCCUCCCAGGCUAAAGGUAAGAAGGGAGGGGGGGGGUUUAGUUUUUUUUUUUGCUUAGUUUUUAUUUUUUUUUUUAUAUAUUUACCCCCACUUAAUUUUUUAUUUGUUUAUUUACCCCCCAACACACAACAUUUAUACACAGCACUAUCACACUCAGCAUUCUCAGCACUCACACAACACUCUCACACACAUCACACCCAGCACUCUCACACCCAGCACUCUCACACCCAGCACUCUCACACACAGCACUCUCACACACAUCAUAGCACUCUCACACACAUCACACGCAGCACUCUCACACACAUCAUAGCACUCUCACACACAUCAUAGCACUUUCACACACAUCAUAGCACUUUCACACACAGCACUCUCACACACAUCAUAGCACUCUCACACACAGCACUUUCACACACAUCAUAGCACUCUCACACACAGCACUUUCACACUCAGCACUCACACACAUCACACGCAGCACUCUCACACACAGCACUAUCACACCCAGCACUCACAACACACAACACUCACACACAGCACUCUCACACACAGCGCAGCACUCUCACACAUCAUAGCACUCUCACACACAUCACACGCAGCACUCUCACACACAUCAUAGCACUCUCACACACAGCACUCUCACACACAUCAUACACAGCAAUCUCACACAUCGCAGCACUCUCACACACAUCAUAGCACUCUCACACACAUCAUAGCACUCUCACACACAGCACUCUCACACACAUACACAGCAAUCUCACACAUCGCAGCACUCUCACACACAUCAUACACAGCAAUCUCACACAUCGCAGCACUCUCACACACAUCAUAGCACUUUCACACACAGCACUUUCACACUCAGCACUCUCACACACAUCACACAACACUCUCACACACAGCACUCAGGGCACAUCACUCUCACACACAUCACACUCAGCACUCACACACAUCAUACACAGCACUAUCACACUCAACACUCAUACACAGCACUAUCACACUCAGCACUCACACACAUAACACACAACACUCACACACAGCACUCUCACACAUCACUCUCACACACAUCACACAUCAUACACAGCACUAUCACACUCAGCACUCACACACAUCACACACACAACACUCUCACACACAUCAUACACAGCACCCUCACACACACAGCACCCUCACACACAUCACACCUCACACACACAUACUGCACCCCUCACAUACACACACAACCCCCAAUACACUGCAUCACACACAUACACAAUACUUCCAAACAUAUUUAUAUAAACUAUAUAUAUAUAUAUAUAUAUAUAUACACAUACACACAACACCCCUCACACACACACUGCACCCCUAAACACAUUACAUUCCAGACACACACUAGAUCCUUUAGCCAACUCUGGAUCAUAUACACACACACACUCUGGAUCCCCUAUAUGCACACUAGAUUCCUUGUAAGCAAACACAUACUACAUUCCCUGAACACACACUCUCUACAAACACUAAAUCACCUAUACACACACACACUAUAGCCUGUAUGCACACACUUGCUACAUCCCCUAUACACACAUUCUCUACAGCCCCUAGCCACAUAUGCAUUACAUUACACCACAAACACAACACGACUAAAACAGACCUUAUUACACAAUACCACACCAUGACCAGCUCACUCUGCACAAACGUAAUACCACAAACAGGCUCCAAACACAUGCACAAUACUCUUUCCUGGCCCUUUUGUCUCCUGGUAUCCAUUUAUAGAGACACCAGAGACAAGUUGCAAGGAAACAGUGCAAGCAUGUUAUUAAAUUUGCUUGCACUGUGCAGAACAAAUACAGGGCUUUUUUCUCAUGCUAGAGCUCUUCAGCAGAGCUCUGCGCAUGGUCUGCCCUGGAAGAGCAUUGAACCAACAUGCUCACUUUGAGAGGGGGCGUGUUUGUCAUGAGUGAUGACAAAACACACCCUCUCUGCCCCGCCCCCUUCUUAGUGGGCCGCUGUGAUAAAAAAAUGCCCGGGCUGAAUUUUUUUCCCAGUCCGGCCCUGAAUCAAUGCAUCUCUAUUAGGAAAGUUCAGUGUCUGCAUGCAGAGGGAGGAGACACAGAGCUGCCCUGUGCUCUGCUGACAGCAGAUCUGAGUGGAUUGAGGAGUUUUAUGCCUCAAUCAACUCUGAAGUCCCUCUGGUGGCAUUCUGAGUGACUGCAACUUGAGGUGUUCCUAGCUUUCAAUGUAAACAAUGUAUUUUCUCAGAAAAUACAGUGUUUAAAUGAGAAAGGCUGCAGGGAGCUAUUGUUCUCACCUGAAUAACCUCAUUAAGCUGAAGUUGUUCAGGUGACUAUAGUGUCCCUUUAACCACUUAAGGACACAUGACAUGUGUGACAUGUCAUGAUUCCCUUUUAUUCCAGAAGUUUGGUCCUUAAGGGGUUAAAUACAUAAAGGGAAUCAACACAGUAAAGGAGGAGACUAUAUUUAAAAUAAGAAAAACUACCACAACAAGAGGACAUAAUCUUAAAUUAGUGGGACAAAGGUUUAAAAAUAAUAUCAGGAAGUAUUACUUUACUGAGAUUGUAGUGGAUGCAUGGAAUAGCCUUCCAGCUGAAGUGGUAGAGGUUAACACAUUGAAGGAGUUUAAGCAUGCGUGGGAUAGGCAUAAGGCUAUCCUAACUAUAAGAUAAGGCUAGGGACUAAUGAAGGUAUUUAGGAAAUUGGUCAGAGUAGAUGGGCCGAAUAGUUCUUAUCUGCCGUCACAGUCUAUGUUUCUAUAUUCUUUGGUUUAAUUGGUAUGUGAGCAAGAACAAGGUCGUCUGUGAUUGAUCAUGCAUUGAUGACGUACAGAUACAAAUUUAAAACAAUCCUCUAAAGAUAUUAAUUCACAUAAACGAGUGAAUCUUCUAUCUUCAGAUGUUUGUGGUUACAUUCCCAGUGUUACCAGCAACAACAUGAUAUGUGCAUGCCUGUAGGAAUGCACUUCAUGUAGAGGAAGAAGAUAGAAUCUAAAUAUCUGUAGCUAUGGCUGUAUUUAUAUAUAAUUAUAAUAAUAGAGACCUUACUACACCGAUUAAUUAAAUGAAUAAAAUGCAGUAAGUAACAACUUACAGAUGGUAAUAUAACUAUAGCACAUCUGCUAGAAACUAAGAACAGUGUUAUUUACUAAAGUUAAAAUUAAAAAGUAAAUUCAAAGUGAAUUUCACAUUUAAGGCCAAAAUUGGUGAACUGGAAAAAAAAGUCAACCAUGAUUCCAGUUCAGCUACUUUGGCCUAAAAUUUAAAAUUCACUUUGAGGUGAUGAUGGAAAAGACAAAGCCAGUUGGUCAAAUUUGUGGCAAGGAGUGUUGGCUUCUUAGCCAGAUGUAUUAGUUAUGGUGCCAAGAGUGCUUUGGUGACUCAAGGAGUAACGCCAAACAGUUUAAAAACAGCCAAUUAAAUAAAAAAGAUGUAGGAAUGUUUACAUUUAUAGGGAGAACUCCACUUCUUACACAGGGCAGCAAUCUAGAGAACAUCAAUUUAGUGCCUCAACACUAAAGUACUAAGCAACAUUUCAGUCUCCUGACCUUUUUCAAGGCUGCUAGUCUGAAAAAAAAAAAAAAAAGUUUAUUUACUAAACCCCAAAUUGUAGUGAAUGAAAAAACAAAUUGUAAAGUUUAUAGUAGCAAAGUUCUUGGAGAAAUUCUCCAAAACACCGCUCAAUACCACAUUGCUCACUAACUAAAUCUGUUCUUGUUGUUUGUGUAUAUUUUGUGUUUAUAUUCGUUUGUUUUUUUUAUUCUUUUUCAGUCUCAAAUAAGGAGACAGUCAACACGAAGAUGAAGACAAGUGGAGACAACAUUGGAUCAUAGACAUGCAGAAAAUAGUUCAUAUUUGUCAUAGAACUUUGAAAGAAGAGUACUUGGACAACCAUGCAUGCUAGAACACACUCUGACAUUCCAUUAGGCAUUGUUCAUCAUAUUGUAAAAUGUGAAAAAGAAUUAUGUGCCCAACAAUGAAAACAGCAAUAUUAUAAUACAGUCAUAUGGCUUAUAACACAAGAACAGUUUUAAAUCAAACCUAAGGACAGCUAAAUGAAAUGUUGUGUUUAUAAAAAGAAGAAUCCUUACUUCUACACGAUGAAUGAGAUGAGCUAAUUUUCAAAUGUUUUACACCAUUUUGGUUUUUAACAUAAUUUGUAGCGGUAACAUUCCAUUAAACUAAAGCUUUUAAAUAUAGUGACAUGUUUAAAACGCUUUAAAAUGCAUUUAUUUAUUAAGUUGAACUUGGCCUAGAUUAUUUACCAAAGGUUGAGAUGUUGAGAAUUCAAAGUGAAUUUUAUGUUUUCUGUCAGCUCUGGUUUUAGUUUAGCUAUUUUGGUCUAAAAUGUAAGAUUUAUUCUGAAUUCCCGGUAGCUCAUACUUUGGUGAAUAACUCUGUAACUUUCUUUUUGUUCUUCUUGUGUUUUUUUUUUUUCUGGACACGCUUUCUUGAUUAUUAAAUAUCACCUUUUUUGUUGCUUUUUGGUUGCCUCACAUUAAUUCAGUAAAAUACGAGCAAGGCAAACAUCUCAAAUUAAAUGCAAAGUGAUUAUUAUUGGUUGUGACAAUGACAUGGUGUAGGCAACCUUCGGCACUCCAGAUGUUUUGGACUACACCUCCCAUGAUGCUUUGCCAGCAUUAUGGGUGUAAGAGCAUUAUGGUGGAUGUAGUCCACAACAUCUGGAGUGCCGAAGGUUGCCUACCCCUGGUGUAGAUGGUUAUUUGUUAAAUGGUGAAUUUCACAUUCUAGGGCAUAAUAGUUACAUAGUUACAUAGCUGAAAAGAGACUUGCGUCCAUCAAGUUCAGCCUUCUUCACAAAUGUUGUUGCUGUUGAUCCAAAAGAAGGCAAAAAACCUGGUCUGAAGCGCUUCCAAUUUUGCCACAAACUAGGAAAAAAUUCCUUCUUGACCCCAAAAUAGCAGUCAGAUGUCUCCUUGGAUCAAGCAGCUAUUACCCCACUAAUCAAUGAGUCUAUUUUGUUUUCAGCCUCAGUUUUGGUGUUAAUUUCAAUUCGUUGCAGGUUUUUAACUAAUUGUUCAGGAUUAUCAACUAAAAUCCAAGAACAGUCCAGAGUAUUAAACAUCUGUGAAGAUUACUGGAUUUUCCUGAGGUUUGUGCUAACAAUAAUAAAUGCAAGCAAUAUAUGAAAAUAAAAUCAUUACUUUUGUUACUUUCCCAUAUUAAAGUUGAUAAUGUAGAAAAAAACAAUUUAAAGAUCAACCAAAGUAUUUACAAGUUAAUAGACAUAUUUCACAGACUUCACUAGCCCUACUAAAGGAUAAUUAGUGAAAUGCGCGUAAGGCUAUUAGAAUUAACAGACAGAAUAAGCAGGUUUUUUUUUUUAGUGUGGGGACAUAAAACACAUUUAAAAUUUACUAGUGCAGCUGAAAUUAAAGGUGGUUAAUUUAGCAUAUUGCACAGACUGAUUUUGAGGCUACAUUAUUGGUAGAGCCAGACACAUCCCAUACAUUUGCUAACAGAAAUAUUUACAUCCUUUUUGAUAUAGCGAUUCCUUUUAGCCUAUUUUUCUGUGAUGUUAGCAUUACAUUAUCGCGUAAACAGUCAUCGGAUAUAUAUCUUUUUAUCCAGGUGUACUUUCUUGCAAAAAUGAAUCUUGCUAAGUGAACUAUUCAGUUAAUGUUGCAAUAUUUACGCAAUAAACGUUUCAUUUUAAUUUUCACAUUUUUUAAAUUUCUCCCUCACAUUUAAUAUUGGUUAAUAGUUUGCCUCAAGGGGUAAUCCCCAUAUUUUGUUACUUUUGAAAGGCACAGCACAAGGCUCAAACAAUAACCUCAUAUGCAAGGCAUACAAUACAUCAAGUGAAUGAAACAAUCAAUAAACACCGCUGUUUGCACAUGGUGCCUUGUGGGGGUGACCAUGGUACCCUUUUCCUGUGCACUACCUGACUCUGGUGAUAUAUGGGCUGUGGCUUUGGAUGAACAGCCUAUCGUGUAAGUGUUUUGCUGUUGCAUUAUUUGUUCAGCUGUGUGUUAAUGACUGAUCAUGCAAGUCUAAUUCAGAUAAUCAUAUACCUGAUGGUGCUUCAUUUUUACAAUCUUAUUGGCUGAGAAUGCUGUCCAUCCUUGAUUAGUGGUUAUGUAGACCUGUGUUAAUAUUACACUGCUAAUGUUAUUGAUUGUUUAAUUGCACUUGAUCUAGCAUAUUCCAUAUGCAUGAGGUUCAUGUUUGAGGGUGGUAGCUUGAUAACGGUUGAGGUUGAAACAUUGCUGUGUUUCUCUGAAACGCUGUCAGCAAACUGUCAUUAAAGUAAAAAUAUGUAUGAGGCUGGAGGAAAGGCCC
Pelobates cultripes (western spadefoot toad) is the source of this 90079-nucleotide messenger RNA. Lineage: Eukaryota; Metazoa; Chordata; Amphibia; Anura; Pelobatidae. The record is from the annotation of a GenBank genome assembly.